GCUUUAGAUUUCGUGUGUGAAGUACAAGUCGUGGAAAAGCGCUUAAUUCUAAGCUCGUAAGUAGUAAUCGGUAUCUUCAUGUUUAUAGUGUAACAGUAUAAGUGCAUAAGUGUGUAAUGCUUAGCAUUAGCUGAAAUGCUUAACAAAAAAAAAGAAAUAAAAAUAAUUCAAAACAACCUCUCCUCAGCCAUCUUUUUCUAAGCCAUUAAGAGAAUUGAGCGAUUUAAACGUGAUGAUAUGGUAAGAGGUGAGGAGAAAAACCGGUGUUUGCUUAAGUUAUUUUUUGUUUUUGUUUUUUGCUCUCUUUUGACAUAACAGCCUUUACCUUGAAAGCAAGACUGCGAAUAAUAAUUUGAGUGCAUUGUGUGAAAAAAAAUAUAUAUAAAAAAAAAAAAUUCCAAGGAAAAAUUUUUGUGGCUAAUCAAGUGUAAUAAAAUAAAAGUGUACGUAAUAGUGCUAAAGUUGGCGUUAAUUAUUUUAAAACAACAAUAAAAGCAGAAGAAGAAGAAAAAUAAACAAUUAAAACGAUUUACUUAAGCAUCAUUACAUUGAUAUUUAAACUAAGCUGCGACACACGACCACAAAGACGUUAUAAUUAGACUACGACAAGGAAUUUCUUUAUGGAGAAAUGCUUAAGAUCAUAAAACUGCAAAAAUGAACAUAUUUUUGCCACUAGUCACGUGGAUAGUGUUACUUUCGAGUACGGUGCAUUCACAACAACUACAUAAACAAAUAUCACCGUUCAAAAAAAAUUUAAAAAGUAGUCGAUUUCGUAACGAAGUAUUUUUUCUAAAUUUGGAAGAUGGCUACUUCGGUUGUCAAGUAAACGAAUCAACCGACUAUUUACAAUUAUACGAACUAUCGAAAUUAUGCGACGGUAACCAAGAUUGUUUUCUUGGUUCCGAUGAGCUUAAUAAAGAGCUCAAAUGCACAAAUGACUGUGAUAAGGAUGGAACACAAUGCAUAAACGGUGUGUGUUUAAACGGCGUUUGUCAUUGCAAUGACGGUUGGGGCGGUUGCAACUGUAAUGUUCAAGAUGACAACGAAUGCAAAUAUCGUCCAUGUGAUGUAUUUGCUCACUGCACGAAUACGCUCGGCAGUUUCACAUGUACCUGCUUUCCUGGCUAUCGCGGUGAUGGUCUUCAUUGUGAAGAUAUCGAUGAAUGUAAAGAUCCUCAGGUAACAGCACGUUGUGUUGAGAAUGCCGAAUGUUGUAAUCUGCCGGCACACUUUCUGUGCAAAUGCAAAGAUGGCUACGAAGGCGAUGGAGAAGUUCUAUGUACAGAUAUUGAUGAGUGCCUUAAGCCAGAGGCUUGCGGUGUGAACGCGGGCUGCAUCAACAUGCCUGGUAAUUAUACUUGCACUUGCCCAGAAGGAUUUUAUGGUAGUCCUUAUGAUGGUUGCUAUGACGUUGAUGAGUGUACGCAUCCCGAUACCUGCGGCCCUGGCGCUAUUUGCGUUAACCUGGAGGGCAGUUAUCGCUGCGACUGUCCUGCGGGUUAUGAAGGCGAUGCACGCUCACUCGCUGGCUGUGUUGAUUUUGAUGAAUGCGCGAGGUCGCCAUGUGGCCGCAACGCUCAAUGCUCCAACACAGAGGGCAGUUUUAAAUGUAUAUGUCCCGAUGGUUACUCCGGUGAUCCCAAUCACAACUGCGAAGAUAUUGACGAAUGUCUCAUUAAGAAUCCUUGCGGUGUGGGUGCCGAAUGCGUAAAUAUGGGCGGUAGUUUCGAAUGUCGUUGUCCGGCUGGCUUUAUGCUGGAUAAUUAUGUCAGCACUGAUCAUAGAAACAACAGCAUCAAUCAUUCCGCUGGAAUAACGCACAUAACUAAAACAAAUGCUGGAUUUGCGUGCAUCGAUGUAGAUGAAUGCAAUUUAGAUAACGAUGUUGCCAAGUGUGGCACCAAUGCAAAAUGUAUAAAUUUUCCCGGCUCCUAUCGUUGCUUAUGUCCAAGCGGUUUUCAAGGACAAGGUUAUUUGCAUUGUGAAAAUAUCAACGAAUGUCAAGACAAUCCUUGUGGAGAGAAUACUAUUUGCACAGAUACGAUUGGUAGUUUUAUUUGUUCUUGUAAGCCCGAAUAUACUGGUGAUCCGUUUCGCGGUUGUGCCGACGUAGAUGAGUGCGUAGCUUUGGAAAAGCCGUGCGGCUCAUAUGCCAUAUGUGAAAAUACUGAACCUGGGUACGAUUGCAAGUGUCCGCAAGGUUUUGCUGGCAAACCGGAUGCUAAGACAGCAUGUGAGCAGAUAGACGUUAGUAUACACUGCAGUUCAAAUUUUGAUUGUACUAACAAUGCCGAAUGCAUAGAAAGUCAAUGUUUUUGCCUGGACGGUUUCGAGCCUUUAGGAUCUAGUUGCGUUGAUAUUGAUGAAUGUCGCACGCAUAUUGGCCUCUGCGGUAAUAAUUCUCAAUGUAUUAAUACUCCUGGUUCAUAUCGUUGCGAAUGUGAAGCUGGGUUUGUGGGUACACCCCCACGAGUAACAUGCAAAGAACCUUGUCAAGAUGUACAUUGCGGCGAACAUGCCUACUGCAAAGCUGAUGCAAAUGAGGCUUACUGCAUUUGUGAAGACGGUUGGACUUUUAAUCCAAAUGAUGUGUCGGCUGGUUGUCUUGAUAUUGACGAGUGCGAUUCUGUCCACGGACCCUUUGGCAGUUGUGGUAUAAAUGCCACUUGCUCAAACUCCUUAGGAAGUUACAGUUGUUUAUGUCCCUCUGGAUUCUCGGGCGACCCCCAUAUUAAAUGUGUAGAUGUAGAUGAAUGCCAUACAGGUAGUAAGUGCGGAGAAGGAGCUGAAUGUGUUAACAUAAAUGGCGGUUAUACUUGUCGCUGCCCGGACAAUUCUAUUCCCGAUCCAGAUCCCACUGUACGAUGUGUAGCAAUUGUUACCUGUCAAGUGGAUAAAGAAUGUCCUGGAAAUGCUAUAUGUGAAAAUGGCAAACGUUGUCUUUGCCCCGAACCUAAUAUCGGUAACGAUUGCCGCCAUCCCUGUGAGAAUCGUAGUUGUGGGUCGCACGCUCAAUGUAUGCUAGCUAAUGGUCAAGCACAAUGCAUAUGCUCAGAAGGCUUUACUGGCAGUCCCGAUUUGCCAGGAGGAUGCAAUGACAUCGACGAAUGCAAAGCAAAUCCAUGCGGUAGCAACGCUAUUUGUACCAAUACUCCUGGCGGUUAUUUAUGUCAGUGUCCUGGAGGCUCAAAUGGAGAUCCGUAUCGGGAAGGUUGUGACGUUAGCAAAACUGGACCUAGUUGCUCUGCUUCUAAUCCAUGUGCUCCUGGAGAAAGUUGUGUUCAAGAUACUUACACUGGAACAAGUGUUUGCAUUUGCCGUCAGGGUUACGAAAGAAAUGCCGGGACUGGCUUCUGCCAGGACAUGGAUGAAUGUACGGCAAAUCGUGUCAAACCUGCAUGCGGCAUGAAUGCAUUGUGCAAAAAUCUCCCCGGCAGUUAUGAAUGUCGUUGUCCGUCGGGUUUUAACGGUAACCCAUUUAUUUUAUGCGAGCAGUGUAAUUCGCCAGAAUGUCAAUGUCAACCCCCUUUUAAACUGGUAGGAACCAGCUGUAUUUUAUCCGGUUGUUCUGAUGGAAAUCGUUGUCCUUCUGGGGCUGAAUGUAUAUCAAUUGCUGGUGGAGUCAGCUACUGCGCUUGUCCGAAAGGGUACAAAACUUUACUAGAUGGUUCGUGCGCAGACGUGGACGAAUGUUCAGAGACGGGCACUAAAACUUGUGCCUAUGGAGCUGAAUGCAUAAAUAAGGAGGGCGGGUUUUCGUGCGUCUGUCCUGGCGGCUAUAACGGUGAUGCUUAUAACGGCUUAUGUACUCCAGCACAACGUAAAUGUGCUGCCGACAGAGAAUGUGCAACAAACGAAAAAUGUGUUCAGCCCGGAGAAUGUGUAUGUCCUCCCCCUUAUUUCUUAGAUCCUUACGAUAAUAAUAAAUGCAAAAGUCCCUGCGAGCGUUUCCCAUGUGGGAUUAACGCUAAGUGUACCCCAACUGAUCCCCCACAAUGUAUGUGUGAGGUCGGUUUUAAAGGAGAUCCCUUAUUAGGUUGUACCGACGAAGAUGAAUGCGCUCAUUUGCCUUGUGCUUAUGGAGCCUAUUGCGUCAAUAAAAAAGGCGGUUAUCAGUGUGUUUGUCCUAAAGGAUUUACUGGAGAUCCCUAUAAAAGCGGUUGUAUUUUAGAAUCCGGUGAGUCUAAAAGCGCUUGCGUGGAACAUGAUGAUUGCGCCAGCAAUUUGGCUUGCGUUGAUAGUACAUGCAUCAGCCCUUGUGCCAGUUUAUUAUGUGGCUCGAACGCUUUCUGCGAAACUGAUAAUCACGCCGGUUGGUGUCGUUGCCGCGUUGGGUUCACUAAAGAUUCGAAUGGAGAAUGUGUUUCUCAGUGUAAAAACAUUAUAUGUGGUGAAGGCGCUCUGUGCAUACCAACUUCUGAAGGUCCUACCUGCAAAUGUCCUCAAGGUUAUCUUGGCAAUCCUUUUCCCGGUGGUUCUUGCUCAACAGAUCAGUGCAGUGCCUCUCGCCCCUGUAGUCAAAAGCAAAUUUGUAUUAACGGCCGUUGUAAGGAACGUUGCGAUGGGGUUGUUUGUGGUAUUGGAGCUACCUGCGAUAAAAGUACUGGCAAAUGCAUUUGCGAACCAAACUUUGUCGGCAACCCCGAUCUUAUUUGUAUGCCACCGAUUAAAUAUGCUGAAUGUAACCCUGUUUGUGGCCAAAAUGCUCACUGUGAAUAUAGCUUCGACAGCGCUAUUUGCGUUUGCAAUACUGGCACUACUGGAAAUCCGUACGAAAGCUGCGGUGCACAAAGCAAAAAUAUCUGCGAACCGAAUAGUUGCAGCGCUAAUGCGGAAUGCAGAGCUCAUGCUAGCGGCAUCAGUUGUAUAUGCCCGCCAGGCUUUGCUGGCAACGGUUAUAUAAAUUGUCACGAUAUUGAUGAAUGCGCCAAUAAACCGUGCGGCCUCAAUGCCGCUUGCCUAAAUACACAUGGAAGUUUUGAAUGUCUUUGUUUAUCGGGAUAUGGUGGAGAUCCAUUCACCAGUUGUCAACCUGUUGACAGUGUAUUUUGUGCUGAUCCUCAAACUUGCGAGUGUAACGACCGUGUCCAAUGUCCGGAGGGUUACUCUUGUGAACAAGGAAAGUGCAAAAAUUUGUGCUCAAAAACUACAUGUGGUCCGAGAGCAGUAUGCGAUGCUGGUAAAUGUUUGUGUCCUCUAGGUUAUGUGGGUGACGCGUAUGAUUUGGAAAGCGGCUGCUUGAUACGAGGGCAGUGCAGCAACGAUGCAGAUUGUAACUAUUCUGAUAUUUGUUUCCAAAUCAGUAGGGGACUGCGUAAAUGCGUGGAUGGCUGCUCUAAGAUUCAAUGUGGACCAAAUGCGUUAUGUGUUACUAAUGAUCAUCGCUCAUCCUGCAUUUGCGCUGAUGGAUUCUAUGGUAACCCCAGUAAUCUGCAAACUGGCUGCCAACCAGAACAAAAAAUCUUUAAACAGGAAGAUAAGUGCAACUCCAAUAAUGAUUGUGAAUCAGGAUACUCUUGCACAACCAUUACCGAAGGACCGCGAGAAUGUAUUCAUUUGUGCUCCAAAGUUCUAUGUAGCACAAAUGAAGAAUGCAACGUUGACAGCUCUGGUAACGCAGUUUGCAACUGCGUGGACAGUUACGUAUGGAACCCUGUAGUAUCCACCUGUGAAAAACCGACACUUCCUGAUUGUACUAAUGACCAGGAAUGCCCCAGCAAUUCAGCCUGCCGGCCUGAUGUAGUAGGAGUUCUGAAAUGCGUUUCCAUUUGCGACGAGUAUACUUGCCCGACGAAUUCUGUUUGCAUAGCCCAGAAUCAUAAGGGACGCUGUGAUUGCCUACUUGGCUUUACAGGAAAUCCAAACGACCGUAACGGUUGUCAACCAAUUCAAAAACAUCAAUGUCAUGUCAACGCCGAAUGUUCGGAAUCGGAAUCCUGCGUUAAAUACGGUUCGGAAGACACUCUCACAUGUCGUCCUGCUUGUGAAAUGAUCAAAUGUGGCCCGCGUGCAGUUUGCAUCACUAAUAAUCAUCAAGCACAAUGUCAAUGCCCCCCAGGUCCUUUUGCUGGCGAUCCUUAUGAUCCUUUCAAUGGAUGUCAAAGUGUUCCUUGUGUGUAUAAUAAAGAUUGCCCUUCCACACAGCUGUGCAAUCGGAUGACACAUACAUGUUUCGAUGUCUGCGAUCAAGAAUCUUGCGGCGAUAACGCCGUUUGUCUAGCUGAAGACCACCGCGCGAUAUGCCAAUGUCCACCAGGUUUCAAAGCAAAUCCUAUUCCUGAAGUCGAAUGCACUAAAGUUGGAGGCUGCACUCCUACCACUUGCCACCACACAGCCAUCUGCGAGAUUACCUCAGAUGGUCCAACUUGUAAAUGCCCUGAUCAUUUUAUGGGUGAUGCUUACAAACUUGGCUGCCGACCUGAAGGUCAGUGUCCAAGUGGAGAUGCUGAUUGUCCUACAAAUACAAUUUGUACUGGAGGUCGUUGCGUGAAUCCUUGUGAAAAUGCUUGCGGAGAAAACUCUGAAUGCAAAGUAGUCAGCCGUAAGCCGGUGUGUAGUUGCCCCUUCAGGUUCGAACCCAUCGGCGAAUCAGCCAAAAAUGGCUGCUCACGAUCUCUCUCCCAAUGUAAGACAGAUAUUGAUUGCGGUGGCGAAGUUUGUUUCAAUGAGGAAUGUCGGGUUAUUUGUCGUGAAACAAGUGACUGUUCCAAUGGCGAAAAAUGUUUACAAAACGUGUGUGCGAUGCCUUGCCUAGACCAUAGCCAGUGCGGCCCAAAUUUAGCUUGCCUGAAGGGCAUGUGUUCCAUUGGCUGUCGUAGUAAUAGAGAUUGCCUUACGGAUCAAUCUUGUAUCAACAACAAAUGCUCGAAUCCGUGCCAAUCAAAUAUAUGUGGCCCCAAUGCUAUUUGUAGUAUUGAAAAUCAUCGAAGCCAUUGCUCCUGUCCCGAAGGUUUCGAAGGAAACCCUACACCUGAUCAAGGUUGUGUCAGAGUUCCGUCUCCAUGUCUUGCCUCUAAUCAAUGUCCCAGCAGUCACAUGUGCAUAGGAAAUCAAUGCAAUUUACCAUGUCAAAAAACAACUUCUUGCGCCAUAGGAGAGCGUUGUUACCAGCAAGUAUGUCGCAAAGUUUGUUAUACCAGUAAUAACUGCUUACCUGGGGAAAUAUGCAACAACGACGGCAUCUGUCAGCCUGGCUGCGACUCAGACGCAGAUUGCCCCCCAACGGAAUUGUGCUUAGCAGGAAAAUGUAAAUGUGCCACCGGGUUCAUUGGUACGCCCUUCGGAUGUUCAGAUAUUGAUGAAUGUUCUGAAAAUCCCUGCCAUAUAACUGCCCGAUGUGAAAAUUUGCCCGGAUCGUAUCGAUGUGUAUGUCCAGAGGAUACUGUUGGAGAUGCUUUUACAAAAGGGUGCGGAGCGCCUAAGGAGUGCUACAAGCAUGAUGAUUGUUUACAAACACUAGCGUGCAUCAAUGAUAAAUGUUCAAACCCUUGCUCAGAAAUUGCUUGUGGGCCUAAUGCCUUAUGUCUGAAAUCUGAAAACCAUCAGGCUUUCUGCGAAUGCCCCUCCGGUUAUUUGGGAGAUCCCUUUGAUUCCUCGGUCGGGUGUUUUAAAGUAGAAUGUAUUACUAAUGAUGACUGUGCCAGCGAUAAGUCUUGCGAUGAACAGACUAACCGCUGCGUCAGACCGUGCGAUUUAAUUACUUGUGGCAAAGGAUCGUGCAACGUUGUUGAUCACAAGGCUGUGUGUGCAUGCUUUGAAGGAUAUCAAUGGGUAAACGCUGUCUGCGAAGAUGUCGAUGAAUGUCUUGCAAGACCAUGCCAUAGCAGCGCCUUUUGCCAAAAUUUGCAGGGGACUUUCAAUUGCCAAUGCCCAGAAGGCCUUAUUGGAGAUCCCGUUAAAAAUGGUUGCCGGGAUCCCAAUGAGUGUUUAACCGAUACGGAUUGUCCUAACACUGCUAGCUGUCAGAACUCUAGAUGUCGUAGUCCAUGCGAAAAAGAAAAUGUCUGUGGUAUUAACGCUAAUUGUGUCGUUCAAUCACACAAUGCUGUCUGUACUUGCCCACCUAAUUCACGUGGCAAUCCUUCAAUGGAGUGUGUUGAUAUAGAAUGUACCGACAAUGACGACUGCCAUAGUGAGAAGGCUUGCCUAGAUACGAAAUGCGUUGACCCUUGCUCAUUGUCCAAUGCUUGUGGCUCACAAGCUCAAUGCGCUGUCCAAAAUCAUAUCGCCAUAUGUUCUUGUGAGAAAGGCACUACCGGCAAUCCACAACUUGGUUGUGUUUCUUUACAAUAUUGCAUUUCUGACGUCCAAUGUGCUUCUGGUAGUAUUUGCUCAAACGGUAUCUGUUGUUCUUUAUGUUCAUCUAAUCGAGACUGCAUCGCCGAUCAGCUUUGUAUACAAGGUGUAUGUCAAGCCACUUGUAAGACGAACGCCACCUGCCCAGAGUUUCAGUUUUGUUCUAAUAAUAUAUGCACUAAAGAAGUUUUGUGCCGGGAAGACACUGAUUGUGCUCCCAAUGAAAGUUGUUUUGUGGACAAUUUCGGUCGAUCUAGUUGCGAAAACGUCUGUCUUGGUAGAGCCGUAUGCGGGCGCAAUGCCGAAUGUAUUGCCCGCAGUCACUCUGCCGAUUGCGAAUGUAAAGUAGGUUUCUUUGGCGAUCCUAAUAGUGGCUGCCGCAAGGUAGAAUGUAAUAUAGAUAAUGACUGUUCAAAUGACAAAGUUUGCGACAAUCACAUGUGCAAAAUCGCCUGCCUCAUUGGAGAACCUUGUGGUGACAACGCUUUAUGUACCACUGAAAACCAUAAACAAGUAUGUCAUUGUCAGCCUGGUUACACUGGAAAUCCCCGAGAACGCUGUGAUAUUAUUGAUUUUUGCAAAGACGCUCCCUGCGGUCCAGGGGCUAGGUGCCGCAAUUCUAGAGGAUCUUUCAAAUGUACAUGUCCACCUGGUCUGGUGGGCGAUCCUUACAACGAAGGUUGUCGCACAUCUGCAGAAUGUGAGAACAAUGAAGACUGUCCUCCGCAUGCUGAAUGUACGAAAACGAAAGGUGUGCCGAAAUGUCAUGACGUAUGUGCUAGCAUUAACUGCGGUCCUAAUGCGGAAUGCAUUCCGAAAGGCCACAGAGCUCAUUGUGCUUGCCGUACCGGUUACGAUGGCAACCCCACUGACCGGCUAAAUGGUUGCAAACCAUUACCAAUGCCUUGCCUUGUUACAAGCGAUUGUCCAACAAAUGCAUACUGCUCAGACAGCAUUUGCAAACCUGCUUGUAUAUUAGAUACUGAGUGUUCAGGCCAAGAGGUGUGUCAAGGCGGACAAUGUAUUAAUCCGUGCUUGCAACCUCAAUCGUGUGGUAUGAAUGCUUUAUGCUCAAUCGAACGACAUUUUAAACAAUGCUCUUGUCCGGCUGGUUUUACGGGGAAUCCUGAAGUGGAGUGCGUCCGCAUACCAAUGUCUUGUCAUAACGAUUUAGAGUGUGGGGCUGGUUACAGCUGCUAUGAGUCAAUGUGUUUCCCUCAAUGUUCUGGCGACCAGGAUUGUGCUCUAAACGAAAAAUGUUUAAAUGGAAAUUGCAUGUUAACAUGCCGCGUGGACAACGACUGCUUUUUGGGUCAUGUGUGUUUGCACAACAAAUGUGUGUUUGGAUGUCACAGCGAUGACGAUUGCAGUGCUUCGGAAUCGUGUCGGAAUGACAAAUGUGUCAACCCAUGCUCGGAAAACCCCUGUGGGCCAAAUGCUGCUUGUUCGGUUACCAACCAUCGGGCUACUUGUAAUUGUUUAGAAGGAAUGGUUCCUAAUCCCACACCUCAGGUGGGAUGUGUCCGUUCUCCACCGCAAGAAUGUAAUGAAAAUCGUGAUUGCCCCUAUGGCUUAGCUUGCUUUGAAUCAGUCUGUCGUCCCUUGUGCGCCGAAGACACCGGCUGUUUGUCUAAUGAACGAUGUCAGAAUGGAGCAUGUAAACCAUUAUGCCGGCGAGAUGACGAUUGUCGUAACAAUGAAGUCUGUCUGGGUCUUUCUUGUGUUCCCGGCUGUCGAUCUGAUCAAGGUUGCCAAACACAUUUAUCCUGUUUUGAUCAGCAAUGUAUUGAUUCUUGCGCGGAUGCAAGAGCAUGCGGAACAAACGCUGUUUGUGAAGUCAUUAAUCAUACGAAAAUAUGUUCUUGUCCCAUCGGUCUGCUAGGAGAUGCCGAAGUAUCUUGUAAAUCUUUAAUCACUACAUGUUCUUCAAAUGCGGAUUGUACCUCAACUCAACUUUGUUAUGGUGGCACUUGUCAAAAGAAAUGUCGCAAUGAUCAAAACUGCUUGAACGAUGAGCGUUGUAUGCGUGGUAUUUGCCGUACUGUAUGCAAUGUUGAUUCUGUUUGCCCGCAAGGACAAAUAUGCGAAAAUCGCAUUUGCCAGAUUGGUUGUCGUAACGAUUUAAAUUGCGCACCUGAUCAAACCUGCAUAAACAAAGUGUGUAAAAAUCCUUGUGAUUCACUCGGUCAAUGUGGACAAUGUGCCAGCUGUUUGGUCGUUAACCAUGGCGUCCAAUGUAGUUGUCCCAACGGUUUCGUGGGUGACGGACUUACCGGUUGUCAAUUGCCGGCUCAACGUUGCAAUCCGUCAUGCGAAUGUGAUGAAACUGGAACCUAUUGCGCUCAAGCUUGCUCUCGAACAACGGAUUGCGCUUGCAGUCAAGUGUGUACACGCGGCAAAUGCCGUGCAAAGUGCGGAGCCAAUCGUUCUUGUCCACUGGGACAACUUUGUGAGAGAGGAGCAUGUGUAGCUGGCUGUAAGACUAAUAACGAUUGUGCUAUGGAUCAGACUUGCACUAAAGGCCAAUGUUCAGACCCAUGUACAGACAAACAGGUUUGCGGAAGCAAUGCCUUGUGCACAGUAACCGAUCAUCGUAUGCUUUGCUAUUGUCCUGAUGGAUAUGAUGGCGAGCCGACAAAAGAAUGCGUACAAUUCGAAUGUCAGCAUGACAAUGACUGCGAAAGCAAUAAAAAGUGUGAUAAAGGCAAAUGUCGUAACCCUUGCCUAGAGUACGGAGCAUGUGGAUCAAAUGCUCAGUGUCGCGUCAUGAAUCAUAAACCACAAUGUUCAUGUCCACCUGACUUUUUUGGCAAUCCACUCACAGAAUGUCAACCUUUAAAAGGCGGUUGUGCCAGCAACCCAUGUGGAAUUAACUCAAGAUGUUCGGAAGUACCUGGAAGUUACGAAUGCUCGUGCAUGGAAGGUUGCAUAGGAGAUGCUCAAAAAGGUUGUGUUUGUGAAGAUCAUUUAGUAAAUGCCUGUCAUGAUCAGCCAUGUGGACUAAAUGCUGCCUGCCGUGUUUUGCAACACAACGAAGCUCAAUGUUAUUGUCCCGAUGAAUAUCCAAACGGGGAUCCUUAUGUCCACUGUUUCCUAACCCAACCACCAAUAGAUUGUCGUACUGAAGGUUGCCAAUUGGGUGAAUGCGUACGUGAAGGUUAUGAUUAUGUAUGCAAACAAGAAAUCGGUUGUUCUGCAAACCAUGACUGCCCCAGUCAAAAAUCUUGCAUAAAUGCAGUUUGCACUGAUCCUUGCACACUGGCUAACCCGUGUGGAUAUCAACAAGAAUGCAAGGUUAUCGAUCAUCAGCCUGUAUGCUCACAAGUCACUGGCCGUACACCCGGCUGCGAGCAUUGCCCGCCCGGUACUACUUGUGAUCCCUCCACGGGCGCCUGCAUCAAGGUUGAAUGUUUCGAAGAUUCAGACUGCUCCAUCACUGAGGCGUGCAUUAAUCAACGAUGUCAACAUCCCUGCGAUGUUCAUGACCCUUGCGCACAAAACGCCAUCUGUGUGAAUACAAACCAUGCAGCUGAUUGCAACUGCAGUUAUGGCUACGAGGGUAAUGGCUAUAUAGGCUGCCAGCCAGCACCGAAAUAUUCGCCUGUAUGUCAAUACAAUGAGGAUUGCCCGCCAAGCAAGCUAUGCGAUCGUCUGAAUCGCCGUUGUAUCAACCCUUGCCAAGAAGAUUCGUGUGGAGAAAAUGCUGAAUGUAUACCGGUCAAUCACGGUAUUGAAUGCAGAUGUUUGCCGGGCUUUGUCGGCAAUGCUUACUUAGAUUGUACUGUUUUGCAAAGCUGCCGGUCAGAUUCAGAAUGUGAUGUACAUCACGCUUGUAUGAACGGAAAGUGUUCCUCGCCCUGUAGCUGCGGUUCGAAUGCAUUGUGCGAUGUAGUAAAUCAUCGUGGUAUUUGUAAAUGCCCACCAGGUUAUGCGGGUAAUCCAAAUAUAACGUGUAGUCCACCGAACAAUCUAUGCGAACCUAAUCCUUGCGGUCUUAAUGCUUUGUGUGAAUUAGAUAACGGCAAUCCGAUUUGUUAUUGCCCUAAAGGAUUAACCGGUAAUCCUUUCAAAAACUGCAUUCCAGAAGGCGGCGAAUGUGCACCAAAUCCUUGCGGACCGAAUUCGGGGUGUCGUCUUGUGGAGAAUAGACCUAUCUGUUUUUGUUUACCGGAAUAUGAAGGUCAACCUCCACAAAUACCUUGUGAUUUACCCAGCAAUCCUUGUGAUCCUUCACCUUGCGGUCCGAAUACACAGUGCUCUGUUCUUGCGAACGGCUUUUCCAAAUGCACCUGUUUGCCUGGUUAUGUUGAAAGUCCUAAUACGAUACGCGGAUGCAUUGAACCUGUCAAUCCUUGUGAUCCUAACUCAUGUGGGAUUGGUGCAAUAUGUGAUUCAACCCGUAAUCCGGUUUGCUUCUGCCCUGACAAUAAAAUCGGCAAUCCAUUUCGCUUGUGCGAAAAUCCUUCAUUGUCGGUUGAAUUAUGUAGACCUAAUCCUUGCGGACGUAAUGCUGAUUGCUACGUAGCGGCUAAUCGUGAAGAAUGUUAUUGCCGCGCGGGUUACGUUGGAGACCCAUACCUAGGUUGCCGGGAUGCACCGCGUUCAGCUUGUGUAACAAACCCCUGUGGACCACAUGCACAAUGUGUAAUAUCUGGAAAUGGACAAAAUACUUGCGUAUGUCCUGAUGGACUAUCCGGCGAUCCUACGUCCCUGUCGGGUUGUCGUUCUUACGAAUGCGAAGUUGACGACGAUUGCUCUGUAGACAAAGCAUGCAUUGGAUUUAAAUGCCAUGAUCCUUGCCCCGGAGCUUGUGGACACGGUACCAAUUGUCUUGUGGAGCAUCAUCAUCCCGUUUGCACUUGCACCGCUGGUCUGACGGGAAACCCAGGGAUCUUUUGUUACGCACUUGAUAUACCUAAGCAGCAAAAGAAUCCCUGCAUUCCAAGCCCUUGCGGCUUAAAUAGCGAAUGCAAAGUUCUUAACAACCGAGCCCUCUGUUCCUGUUUGCAAGAUUACUUGGGAGAUCCCCAAAGUGGCUGUCACCCUGAAUGUGAAAUAAACUCAGAUUGCGAUCCAGCACAAGCUUGCAUCAAUCGAAAAUGUGUAGACCCAUGCGCCGGUACCGUGUGUGGCAUAAAUGCUUUGUGUGGAGUACAACAGCAUACUCCGAUAUGCCGUUGUCUUGACGGCUUCACUGGUAAUGCUUUCCAUCAAUGCAUUACAAUUGGCGCUCUAAAAAAUGUUUCGCGCGAUCCCUGCAAUCCUUCACCAUGCGGUCCUAAUGAUGUUUGCUCUGUUCACGGAGAUGGAGUUGCUCUUUGCGAUCCAUGCUUUGGUCAUGAUGCUGAAUAUGACCCUCGGUGUAGACCGGAAUGUAUAUUUAAUUCGGAUUGUCCUUUCGACAAGGCUUGCUUAGGCCGAAAAUGUUUGGAUCCAUGCUCGGGCUCGUGCGGUCGUGGAGCUCUAUGUUACGUUUACGAACACAAUCCUAUUUGUCAAUGUCCAUCUGGAUUUUACGGGAACCCCUACGAACACUGUUCUAUACCCUUAGUUGAUAAGCCUGCCUUGUCGCAAACUUGCGCCAAACGGCAAUGCGGUUCCAAUUCGGAAUGCAAAAGGCAAGGUAACACUUUAAUCUGUGUUUGUCGUCAAGGCUACUUUGGUAACCCAUACAUAGGAUGUCGACCAGAAUGUGUCUUGAAUUCGGAUUGCCCUGCCGAUAAAGCUUGUGUGAAUACUAAGUGUUUGCACGUCUGCAACGGCAUAUGCGGUGUAAAUGCUCUUUGUCGUGUAGUUAAUCAUGCUCCUAUGUGCAUAUGCUCACAAGGGUACACAGGAGACCCUUUCAAAUCAUGCAGUCCUCAACCACAAAUUUCUCUAACAUAUCUUCCGGUAGGCGUACCCCCAAAUCCGUGCGAGCCUUCGCCUUGUGGACCUAACUCGAGAUGUUUGAUUUCGCCUGAAGGUUAUGCGGCUUGUUCCUGUUUGCCUGGCUUUAAGGGCUCUCCACCUGUUUGUCAACCAGAAUGCGUAGUGAGUUCAGAAUGUGCUUUGUAUCAAGCUUGUAUCAACCACCACUGUGCCGACCCCUGCCCCGGUACUUGCGGUGUAAAUGCUCGUUGCCAGGUUCUUAAUCAUAAUCCGAUAUGUUCAUGUGAUGUUGGCCACGAAGGAGAUCCAUUUAUAUAUUGUGCUCUAGCGAAAGAAAAACCAAAAGAAGCAGAUCCAAAACCAAUCAACCCCUGUGCACCUUCACCCUGUGGGCCAAACUCAAUAUGUCAAGUGAAACAAAAUAGACCAGUAUGUUCGUGCGUAGCCAAUUAUAUUGGAAGUCCACCAUUCUGUCGACCCGAAUGUACUCUUAAUAAUGAAUGUCCAGCCGAUAAAGCUUGUAUACGUGAGAAAUGUGAAAAUCCUUGCACUAAUACUUGCGGAUAUAAUGCUCGAUGUUCCGUAAUUGCUCACUCAGCUUAUUGUAGCUGUGAAGACGGAUACGAAGGCGACGCCUUUGUGGGGUGUUCUAAGAUUAUAAAGCCACAAGAUCGUUUGGAUCCUUGCUAUGCUAACCCCUGUGCUGAAAAUGCAGUUUGCUCUGAACGAAAUGGUGUUGCUCGAUGUGUAUGCAUUGAACCCUACAUCGGUGAUCCCUAUACUACAGGUUGUCGUCCAGAAUGUGUGUUUAAUAGUGAAUGUCCGUCGCAAUUAGCUUGCAUAAAGCAACAUUGCCGAGAUCCCUGCAUCGGCACGUGCGGUCCCAAUGCUGAAUGCUCUGUAGUUAAUCAUGUGCCAACGUGUAAUUGUCAGCAGGGCUACGUAGGAGAUCCGUUCAAUGGUUGUAAAAAGGACACACAAAUAAAACCUAUCAGUCCAUGUGAACCGAAUGUAUGUGGGCCCAAUAGCAUUUGUCGUGUAGUUGAUGGUCGUCCUACCUGCUCCUGUCAAGUGAGUUAUUUGGGAGCCCCUCCUAAUUGCCGCCCAGAAUGUGUAGUGAGCUCUGAAUGCAUUCAACAUUUAACUUGCAUCAAUCAAAAAUGCGUUGAUCCCUGCAUAGGCACAUGUGGCUUUAAUGCCAAAUGUCACACCAUCAAUCAUAAUCCGAUUUGUUCGUGUCCAGAAGACAUGACUGGUGAUCCUUUUCAACAAUGUUUACCAAAGCCUAAAACGCCUCCCCCAGAAAUAAACGCAUGUAUACCGAGUCCUUGUGGACCUAAUGCUGAAUGUCAGCAGGUUGACAAUCGCGCUGUUUGCUCUUGUUUGCCUGGGAUAUUCGGAGCGCCUCCAAAUUGUCGGCCAGAAUGUAUUAUCCAUCAAGACUGCCCUUUGAAUCGCGCAUGUAUUUCUCAACACUGCGAAGACCCAUGCAUUGGAGCUUGUGGAUUUAAUGCCAUAUGCACCGCUCAAAAUCACAAACCCGUUUGUUCCUGCUUAGAGAGUCACGAAGGAGAUCCUUACGCUGGCUGCAGUUUACGUGCAAUCAUUGUGCCAGAUCUUCCAACUGAUCCAUGUAGUCCAUCACCGUGCGGUUCGAACGCUAUUUGUAGAGAACGCAAUGGCGCUGGCUCUUGUACUUGCCAACCUGAUUAUUUCGGCGAUCCCUACAUCAAUUGCCGUCCUGAAUGCGUGCAAAGCAGUGAUUGCUCACAUACAAAAUCUUGUUUAAAUAUGAAAUGUGUAGACCCUUGCAAGGAUUUAUGCGGCUUUAACGCUAUCUGCCGAGUCGCUAACCAUAUUCCUCUAUGCUCUUGCAAUAUAGGCUACACCGGUAAUCCUUUACGUUUAUGCCACAAAAUACCUCCAACUACAUAUUUGCCCGCCAAAACCCAAGAUCCUUGUCGCCCUUCGCCAUGUGGGUUGUACAGCACUUGUCGUGCACUAGACGGUCGUGCAAUUUGUUCUUGUUUGUCUAAUUAUAUUGGCAGACCGCCCAGUUGCAGACCGGAAUGUGUUAUAAGUGCUGAAUGUCCAUCAGACAGGGCUUGCAUUAAUCAACGUUGCGAGGACCCUUGUCCAGGCACUUGCGGAAACAAUGCCAAAUGUCGUGUGACCAAUCAUUCUCCGAUUUGUAGUUGCUCUCCUGGUUACGUUGGCGAUCCAUUUCAUCAGUGCGUACCGCGCAGAAUAGCUUUCGAAGAACCUAAGGAUGCCAUAGCUCGACCAAAUCCUUGUAUACCCUCUCCUUGCGGUCCUAAUUCGCAUUGCCUGGUCGCAGCGACAGGAGCCGUGUGUUCGUGUAUAACUAACUAUAUAGGUAGACCUCCCAGUUGUCGCCCAGAGUGUACAAUCAGUUCGGAGUGUCCCGCGCAUAUGGCAUGUAUUAAUUCUAGGUGUUCAGAUCCUUGUAUAGGUUCGUGUGGGAACUACGCUCAUUGUCAUGUUAGUUCCCACUCACCCGUCUGUAUGUGCGAACCUGGCUUUACAGGAGAUCCAUUCACGAACUGCUUCAAAAUGGUUAAAAUUCCCGAUCAUCCUGCACGUCCUUGUCAACCUAAUCCUUGUGGUGUAAAUGCUUUGUGUGAAGAAAGAAACCAGGCUGCCGCCUGUAAAUGCAUAAGAGAAUAUUUCGGUGAUCCGUACAUUGAAUGUAGACCCCAAUGCAUUUUAAAUGCAGAUUGCCCCAAAUCAACAGCUUGCAUCAACAAUAAAUGUAUCGAUCCGUGCCCAGGAACCUGUGGUUAUAACGCAGAAUGUAUUACUUUAAAUCACAUUCCAAACUGUCAAUGUCUUACUGGAUACACAGGAAACGCUGCUUCGGGCUGUUAUCUUUUACCAGAAUUACCGAAAUUUGACAUUACUGAAUCCAUUAAUCCCUGCGUACCUUCACCUUGCGGUCCAUACAGCAACUGUCGGUCGCAAAACGGUCAUGCUGUAUGUUCAUGCCAGAUUAGCUAUGUAGGAGCGCCACCCAACUGUAGACCAGAAUGUAUGGGAAGUUCCGAUUGUCCACAAGAUAAAUCAUGCCUUAAUGAACAUUGUAAAGAUUCUUGCCCAGGCACUUGUGGUGCCAAUGCUAACUGCCGAGUGGUCAAUCAUAAUCCUAUUUGUUAUUGCAUGAGUGGUUUCACUGGCGAUCCGUUUAUUCGCUGCGUAUACGAAGAAAGACGACCGAUUGUAAAGGAUUCAGUUAAUUCUUGUAUUCCAUCACCAUGCGGACCUAAUUCGCAAUGUCGUGUUUCAAAUAAAAAUGAACAACCAGUUUGCUCUUGCUUGCCCAAUUACAUUGGCAGAGCGCCAAACUGUCGUCCUGAAUGCACUUCAAAUUCAGAAUGUCGCAGUAAUCAGGCCUGCGUAAAUCGACGGUGUAAAGACUCUUGCCAAGGCUCUUGCGGUUCAUUUACUACUUGCAUUGUAAAUAAUCAUAGACCUAUAUGUCGUUGCUUGCCCGGUUAUACGGGCGAUCCAUUUGCCGAAUGUAGUCCACAAAUUAUAAUAACUCCUGAAAAAUCGGAACCUUGUAAUCCUAGUCCUUGUGGUACUAAUGCUGUUUGCAAAGAACGCAACGGUGUUGGUUCUUGCACUUGCUUGCCUGAAUAUAGCGGAGAUCCGUAUACAGAAUGUCGACCAGAAUGUGUUCUAAACUCGGAUUGUGCAAAAAAUCGAGCUUGCGUCAACAACAAAUGUCGUGAUCCAUGUCCAGGAGUGUGUGGUGUCGGUGCUGAAUGUCACGUCAUCAAUCACUCUCCUAGUUGUAGUUGUUCCGCAGGUUUCACUGGCAAUCCUUCAGAAUACUGCCGUAAAGAAGUCAAAACAAUUGAAGCAACUCAACUUUGUAGACCUUCUCCAUGUGGUCCUUACAGCAAGUGCCAUGAAGUUAAUGGUCAUGCCGUAUGCUCCUGUUUAACAAAUUAUAUUGGUACUCCCCCCGCAUGUCGGCCUGAGUGCUCAAUUAGUUCAGAAUGCUCUCAGGAUAGAGCAUGCGUGAAUUUACGUUGUAUAGAUCCUUGCCCGGGAACUUGUGGUGUUGAAGCUUUUUGUAAAGUUACGAACCAUAAUCCUAUAUGCUCUUGCCCACCUGACUACACCGGAGAUCCCUUUAUAAGCUGCCUAAGAGUCGAUAAAAGAAAAAAAGACGACUUUCCAGCUAAUCCCUGCAUACCAUCUCCUUGUGGACCUAACUCUCAAUGCAGAGUGGUUGGUGAAACUCCAGCAUGCUCUUGUUUGCCAAAUUUUGUGGGUCGUGCUCCCAACUGUAGACCCGAAUGCAGCAUUAAUUCAGAAUGUCCAGCAAAUCUGGCCUGUAUUAAUGAAGUUUGCAAAGACCCAUGCCCUGGUUCAUGCGGUUUCAACGCCAUUUGCAAUGUUGUUAAUCAUUCGCCUCUUUGUACUUGUGACGCUGGUUAUUCAGGAGAUCCAUUUGCCGGUUGUGCUCCUGCUAUUCCUCCCGAAGAAAAUUUGACCCCUUGCAACCCCUCGCCAUGUGGCGCCAAUGCUGAAUGCAGAGAACGCAAUAGUGCUGGUUCUUGCACUUGUAUUGAAGGCUACUCCGGAGACCCAUAUAGCGGUUGUCGUCCUGAAUGUGUAGUUAAUUCUGAUUGCCAGCGCGAUAAGUCGUGCAACAAUAACAAAUGUACAGAUCCAUGUCCCGGAGUGUGUGGCAUUAAUGCGGAAUGUCGUAUAAGCAAUCAUGUACCCACUUGCCAUUGCUCAAAUGGUUAUACGGGAAAUCCUCUCAGUUCUUGUCGUGUUAUACCCGAACCUGAACCAACACCAAUUUCUAAAGACGUCAAUCCAUGUAUUCCUUCACCGUGUGGGCCUUACAGUCAGUGCCGCGAAGUAAACGGUCAUGCAGUGUGUUCUUGUUUAACAACUUUUAUAGGGUCUCCACCAAACUGCCGUCCAGAAUGUAUUAUUAGCUCAGAUUGCGCGCAAAACAUGGCUUGCCAAAACCAAAAAUGUAUAGAUCCGUGCCCGGGCACUUGUGGCACUCUUGCACGUUGUCAAGUAAUAAAUCAUUAUGCAGCAUGUUCCUGCCCACCUGGUUAUACAGGUGAUCCUUUUAAUAGAUGUUCCAAAAUUAAAUUGGAUGUUAUUUCGGUAGAAAACACGGGUGAUCCGUGCGUACCUUCACCAUGUGGACCCAACUCGAAGUGUAUCGAUGUUGGUGGUUCCCCUGCAUGUUCCUGUCUAUCCAGUUAUAUGGGACGGCCACCUAAUUGCCGUCCCGAAUGCAUGAGUAGCUCUGACUGUCCAGCCAAUCUAGCCUGCAUGAAUCAAAAAUGUUCUAAUCCUUGUGUGGGCACUUGUGGUGUUCACACAUUGUGUACAGUAAUCAAACACAACCCUACUUGUCAAUGUGAAUUGGGCUAUACUGGAGAUCCGUUCUCUGGUUGCGCCGUUAUAAACAUAAUUUCUUCCACGGAACGCCCUCGAGAUCCCUGUAAUCCGAGCCCCUGUGGUGCGAAUGCAGUAUGCCGUGAACGCAAUGGAGUUGGUUCGUGUUCAUGUCUUACUGAGUAUUUUGGCGAUCCCUACAGUGGAUGCCGUCCUGAAUGUGUACAAAAUACGGAUUGCGACCGUUCUAAAGCCUGCUUAAAUAACAAAUGCCAAGAUCCUUGCCCUGGUGUAUGCGGAAUCAAUGCCGAAUGUCGGGUUUUAAACCAUGCCCCAAAUUGCUAUUGCUUUGAGGGUUAUACCGGAGAUCCUCAUCGCUCUUGUUCCGUUAUGGAAGUCACUACAAUAACCCCUCUUAAUCCAUGUCAACCGUCGCCGUGUGGUCCUUAUAGUGAAUGCCGAGAGACAAAUGGACACGCUGUUUGCUCUUGUUUGGGCAAUUAUAUCGGUGCACCUCCUUCGUGUCGACCGGAAUGUGUCGUUAGUUCUGAAUGUCCCCAAAACCGUGCUUGUAUACAGCAAAAAUGCGGAGAUCCUUGCAAGGGAGCUUGUGGUUCAAAAGCCAAAUGCCAAGUUGUCAAUCACAACCCUAUUUGCACCUGUCCUCUUGGUAUGACAGGGGAUCCCUUCGCAGAGUGCAUAGUUGCCAAAUCCAUAUCGCGUGAUUCAGAUAACCCCUGUGUGCCAUCUCCAUGUGGACCAAAUUCUUUGUGCAGAGAAAUCGCUGGGCAAGCUGCAUGUUCUUGUCAGGCAAAUUAUAUUGGAAGACCUCCGAAUUGUCGGCCUGAGUGCACAAACAAUGACGAAUGUCAAAAUUAUUUAUCUUGCCAAAAUGAUAAAUGUGUGGAUCCAUGCCCAGGUUCUUGUGGUUCUAAUGCUGUUUGCAAGGUUAUACAACAUAAUGCUGUUUGUUCUUGUGCUGAUGGUUAUGAAGGAGAUCCAGUAUCUGGUUGCUCACUUAUUCCUCCAGUAUUGCCCAAACAGCCACCUAGUUCUCCUUGUGAACCUUCGCCUUGUGGGCCACAUUCAGAAUGUCGCGAACGUAAUGGAGCGGGAGCCUGCUACUGCCAUGAAGGAUAUGAUGGCAAUCCUUAUGAUACUGAGCGGGGAUGUCGACGCGAAUGCGAAUCAAACGAAGAUUGCUCGCCUGCACAAUCUUGCGUUCAUUUCAAAUGCGUUGAUCCAUGCGUCAACAUUUGCGGGGAACUCGCGAUGUGUUCCGUUGAAAACCAUGUUCCCACUUGCAUGUGUCCUCCGGCUUACACAGGAGAUCCAUUCUUUCAAUGUAAACAAAUUCCCAUUACACCGGCACCUAUAUUAAACCCGUGCGUUCCUUCACCAUGUGGGCCCAAUAGCAUUUGUCGUAACAUCAACGAUCAAGCAGUUUGCUCUUGUCAAUCCGGUUUCAUAAACCAACCACCCAACUGCAAGCCGGAAUGUAUUGUUAGUUCGGAAUGCGCCACUGAAAGGGCUUGUAUCAAAAAUAAAUGUAUGGACCCAUGCUUGCAUACUUGCGGCCAUAUGGCAAUGUGCAUUACUAAAAAUCACAGUCCUAUCUGUACUUGUCCCAAAGGCAUGACUGGUGAUCCCUUCGUUCGAUGCUCAAAAAUACCGCACACUAUUCAACCAGAACCAACUGAGCGUCCUCCAUCAUGUGUGCCUUCCCCCUGUGGUCCUAAUUCGAAAUGCCAAAUUAUUGGUGGCAGCCCAGCAUGUUCUUGCUUGCCAGACUUUAUCGGGGCUCCCCCUAGCUGCAGGCCGGAAUGUGUUCUUAAUUCCGAAUGUGGGCCUACUGAAGCCUGCAUUAAUCAGAAAUGUAGAGAUCCAUGUCCCGGAUCUUGCGGAUUUGAGGCUAAGUGUCAUGUUCUUAAUCAUUUACCAAUAUGUAAUUGCCUUGAAGGUUACACCGGGGAUCCGUUUAUACGGUGCAGCCCGGUGCCAGUUAUAGAAUCUCCUAAAAUACCUAAUGACCCUUGUGAUCCAAAUCCUUGCGGAGCGAAUGCCGAUUGCUAUAAUGGAGAGUGCCGAUGUCACAACAAUUACCAAGGCAAUCCAUACGACGGCUGCCGUCCUGAAUGUACUUUAUCAGCUGACUGUGCGCAAGACAAAGCCUGCAUUCGCAAUAAAUGCGUAAAUCCUUGUCCAGGAACUUGUGGACUUAAUGCCAUUUGUGAAGUUUUAAACCAUAUUCCUGUAUGCUCGUGCAUCAAGGACUAUGAAGGUGACCCGUUCACAAACUGUCGCUUAAAGGAACAAGAACCUGAGAAACCAGUCCAACUCUGCUCUCCGUCGCCUUGCGGACCCAACAGCCAAUGCAAAAAUGUUAAUGAUCAUGCGGUAUGCUCAUGUUUAGAUGGUUUCAUGGGAACUCCACCACAGUGUAGGCCCGAAUGUGUGGUGUCAAGCGAAUGUAAUGCUCUGCAGGCUUGCGUCAAUAAAAAAUGUGUCGAUCCUUGCUCUGGCGCCUGCGGUAUUAAUGCUCGUUGUGAGGUUAUAAAUCAUAGCCCUAUUUGUGGUUGUCCUCUCGGGAAAACGGGAGAUCCCUUUAAAAGGUGCUUGGACUUACCAACUCCACCAAAGACAAAACAAUCAGAAAAACCUCAGGACCCGUGUUUGCCUUCCCCAUGUGGGCCAAACUCAAUAUGUAAAACGAGUGCUAGUGGUCCUUCAUGCCAGUGUUUACCCGAAUUUUUCGGAUCUCCACCCAACUGUCGUCCUGAAUGUAUCAUCAACCCUGAUUGUCCAUCGACACAAGCUUGCAUCAACAAUAAAUGCCGUGAUCCUUGUCCAGGAUCGUGUGGCACGAAUGCAGAAUGUCGUAUUAUUAGUCAUAGCGUAUCUUGCUCUUGCCCUAAUGGAUUUGCUGGCAACGCUUUCGUGCAGUGCGUGCAGCAAAAAGAGGAGCCUAUUAAACCAUGUGAACCAUCUCCUUGUGGUCCCAACGCGGAGUGUAUAGAACGUAGUGGAGCUGCCUCUUGUAGAUGUAUCGAUGAAUACCAAGGAAAUCCCUAUGAAGGCUGCAGGCCAGAAUGUGUACUCAGUUCCGAUUGUCCAACAGACCAAGCGUGUAUACGCAACAAAUGCAAAGAUCCAUGUCCUGGAAUUUGUGGUUCCAAUGCUCUAUGCUAUGCAGUUAACCAUGUACCUAACUGCGUAUGUGACGAUGGCUACACGGGAGAUCCUUUCACAACUUGUCAGCCCGAGCCCAAAUUACCGCUGCCAAAACCAGGUAAUCCCUGCCAACCAUCACCAUGUGGGCCAAAUAGCAAAUGCCGUCAAGCAAACAGUUUGGCCGUAUGCUCCUGCUUAGAUGCCUUUAUAGGAACUCCUCCUAAUUGCAAGCCGGAGUGUACAGUCAAUGCUGAAUGCUCCCAGACCAAAGCAUGCCACAAAUUCAAAUGUGCCAAUCCAUGCGCUGGAACAUGUGGUAUCGAUGCCAAAUGCGAAGUUAUUAACCACAAUCCAAUAUGCAGUUGUUCUUUAGGUAUGAUGGGAGAUCCUUUCACUAGUUGUUAUCCAGCACCACAUAUACCUGUGGGUAAAGAUAAGCCUAUUGAACCAAGAAAUCCAUGCCUUCCCUCACCUUGUGGUUUAUAUUCUGAAUGCCGAGUUAAUGGUGACCAAGCUUCAUGCUCCUGCUUACCAAACUAUAUAGGAGCUCCACCUAAUUGCCGCCCUGAAUGUGUGGUAAACACUGACUGCUCUUCUGAUCGUUCUUGCAUCGCGGAAAAAUGUAGAAAUCCAUGCGAUGGUUCGUGUGGUAUUAAUUCGGAAUGUCGCAUACAAAAUCAUUUGGCGAUAUGCACUUGCCGCGCUGGUUUCACUGGAGAUCCAUUCAGCCAGUGUGUAGAAAUCACUGAAGAGAAGACACAGACACCAAUUUACUUUGAUCCUUGUGGUCUGCAACCUUGUGGUGCAAAUGCUGAAUGUCAACCUGACGGAACAUGCAUCUGCUUCAAAGAUUAUCAAGGAGAUCCUUAUUUGGGUUGUCGUCCCGAAUGUACUCUGAGCACUGACUGUUCACCACAUAAAGCUUGCUUAAAUAAAAAAUGUGUUGAUCCCUGCCCGGGAACUUGCGGUCAGAGCGCACAAUGUAGUGUCUCGAAUCAUAUUCCCAUAUGUAGUUGCCCAAAAGGUUACACGGGCGAUCCUUUCAUAAACUGUCGACAAAUGGUUCGAAACGAGCUUGUUCCUGUUGACCCCUGCCAACCCAAUCCAUGUGGACCAAACAGUUUAUGUCAUGUGUCAGCUCAAGGAGCUGUUUGUGCAUGCCAACCUGGUAUGUUGGGUUCACCGCCAACUUGUAAGCCGGAAUGCAUUGUGAGCUCAGAAUGCUCUUUGCAAACUGCAUGCAUUAGUAAGAAAUGUGUGGAUCCAUGUCCGGGAGCUUGCGGUCAGUUUGCAAAAUGUCAAAUUGUCAAUCAUAACCCCAUUUGCACUUGCAAUGAUGGCUAUACGGGAGACCCAUUUACACGCUGCUACCAGGAAACCAAAAGCACUGAACCUGUAGUGCCAAUCGAGCCUUGUAUACCCUCGCCAUGUGGACCUAAUUCAGAAUGUCGGGUAAUGGGUGAUAGCCCAGCUUGCUCUUGUGCGCAUUCAUUCAUUGGCACUCCUCCAAACUGUAGACCGGAAUGCACCAUUAAUCCUGAGUGCCACUCAACUAAAGCUUGUAUACGACAAAAAUGUGAAGAUCCUUGCGUAGGUUCAUGCGGCUUCAACGCUCAUUGCACAGUAGCCAAUCACAUGCCAAUAUGUACCUGUGAAACUGGCUAUACAGGAGAUCCUUUCAGCAGUUGUCAACCUAUACCAGAACGUAUUGUUAAUGAACGUAUUACGCCCUGUGAACCAAAUCCUUGCGGUUCGAAUGCUGAAUGUCGCGAACAAAACGGCAUUGGUUCAUGCCAAUGUCUACCUGAAUAUUACGGCGAUCCAUACCAAUCUUGCCGUCCUGAAUGUCUUCACAAUUCUGAUUGUCCAAGAACCAAAGCUUGCAUUCAGAAUAAAUGUGCCGAUCCCUGCCCCGGUACCUGCGGUACAAACGCUGAUUGCUCAGUAACCAAUCACCUACCAACUUGUACUUGUCGCGCCGGUUUUAUAGGUGAUCCGUACCGGUAUUGUCACUUAGAACCAAAACAACGUAAGAAAACGCUAUCACAUUCUACUAAGAGCUGCAAUCACCCCUUUACCUCUUUAGCGAAUGGUCGACCAGAAUUCAUAAAUCUUUGUUCUCCAUCUCCUUGUGGCCCGAAUUCUCAAUGCAAAAUAUUCGAGGGUCAAGCUAUCUGCUCGUGUCUGGAAAAUUACCUAGGUUUGCCGCCGAACUGUAGGCCAGAAUGUAUUUUAAGCACUGAAUGCCCAACUGAUAAGGCUUGCAUAAAACAGCGCUGCCAAGAUCCUUGCCUCGCGAUUUGCGGCACCAACGCUCAAUGCCAUGUGCGUAAUCACAGCCCAAUUUGCAAAUGCAGACCAGGAUUUACCGGCGAUGCAUUUACCAGAUGUUUUAACAUACCACUUGCCCCUCCAACUCUUAAAAUAAACAGCGGUGACCCCUGUAUUCCUUCGCCUUGCGGCCCGAAUAGUCAAUGUCGUAAUAAUGGCGGCAUUCCUUCUUGUUCUUGCUUAACAUCACACGUAGGAGCUCCACCUAAUUGUCGGGCUGAAUGCACUAUUAGUGCAGAAUGUUCUGAGGACAAAGCUUGCAUACGUGAGAAAUGUAUAGACCCAUGUCCAGGUUCGUGUGGUUACAAUGCCAUUUGUGAGAUAGUAAACCACACUCCUAUCUGCUCGUGUCUUCAAGGGUUCUCCGGAGAUCCGUUCACCACUUGUAGUCUCAUUCCACAAGAAGACGACAUUAUUAAAGACCCCUGCCAUCCCUCGCCUUGCGGAACAAAUGCCCAAUGUCGUAAUGGUACAUGUUUCUGCCUUCCUGAAUAUCAAGGAGAUCCUUAUAUUGGAUGCCGACCUGAAUGCGUUUUAAAUUCUGACUGCAUUCGGGAGAAAGCUUGUUCGCGUAAUAAGUGUAUAAAUCCUUGCCUCGGGACAUGUGGAGAGAACGCAUUGUGUGAUGUUGUUAAUCACAUACCAAUGUGCCGAUGUCCAGAAAACACAAUAGGCAGCGCAUUUAUCAAAUGUUCUCCACAAAGGAAGAUUAUAACAGAUAGAAAUCCCUGCCAGCCUUCUCCAUGUGGACCUAAUUCAAAAUGUCGCGUUAUAAAUCAGCAGCCUUUGUGCACUUGUAUACAGGGUUUUAUAGGGUCGCCUCCAACGUGCCGCCCAGAAUGCACAUCAAAUUCUGAUUGUACGCCCACACAAUCUUGUCUUAAUCAAAAAUGUCGCGACCCCUGUCCCGGAACUUGUGGAUUAAAAGCUGUAUGUUCAGUGGUAAAUCACAGUCCGUUCUGUACUUGCCAUACUGGAUUUACAGGCAAUCCUUUCGUCAGCUGUCAACGAAUUAUUGAACCAAUAGCUACUGCGGACAUUAAAAAGCAGCCUUGUCAACCUUCACCUUGCGGUCCCUUUUCAAAAUGUCGCUCCAUUGGAGAAAUUCCUUCAUGUUCAUGUUUAGAAUUCUACAUAGGAAUACCGCCGAAUUGUCGCCCUGAAUGUGUUACCAGUUCUGAUUGCAGUAAAAACUUUGCUUGUAUCAAUCAAAAAUGUGUUGAUCCUUGCCCUGGACGUUGUGGGUUAAACGCAGAAUGCAAUGUUGUCAGUCAUGUCGUGCAGUGCAUUUGUAUUCUUGAUUUCGUAGGUGAUCCGUACUUACAAUGCCAUCCUACAAAAGAAAACGAAAAAUUAGAAGCGUUAACGCCAUGCCAUCCCUCCCCUUGCGGGUCAAAUGCCGAAUGUCUUGAACGGAAUGGGGCUGGUUCAUGUAAAUGUUUAUCUAAUUACUUUGGCAAUCCUUAUGAAGGUUGUCGUCCGGAAUGUGUUAUGAAUUCAGACUGUCCACCCACCAAAGCAUGUCAACAGCAAAAAUGUUUUGAUCCAUGCCCAAGCACAUGCGGCAAAAACUCGUAUUGCCAAGUUAUAAAUCAUGUACCCACUUGCAGUUGUCUUGCAGAUUACACAGGUGAUCCUUACCGCCUGUGUUCCAAAAUAGCAGAACCAAUAGAGGAGAAAUACAUUAAUACGUGCCACCCGUCACCUUGCGGUCCUAACUCACAGUGUCGGGAAAUCAACGGACAAGCUGUGUGUUCUUGUCUACCACAAUUUGUGGGCACACCACCAGCGUGCCGACCAGAAUGCAUAUUGUCUUCAGAAUGUUCAACGGGUGAAGCUUGUGUUAAUCAAAAAUGUGUAAAUCCUUGUUUAAAAUCUCCAUGUGGGCAAAACGCGGGUUGCCGCGUUCGCAAUCACAGUCCCAUUUGUUCAUGUAACAAAGGUUUCACAGGAGACGCUUUUACAAAGUGUUUUCUUCUUCCGCCGACUAGCCUUGAAAUUCAGCGUGAAGACCUACGUGAUCCUUGUUCACCCUCGCCUUGUGGCCCGAACUCUGAGUGUCGCAAUAAAAAUGGUUUGGCUUCUUGUUCAUGCCUGCCCAACUUUAUUGGCCAAUCUCCAAAUUGCCGUCCCGAAUGUUCUAUUAACUCUGAAUGUCAAAGCCAUCAAGCAUGCGUCAAUCAAAAAUGUAGAGAUCCCUGUCCCGGAGCUUGUGGUCUCAACACGUAUUGUCGUAUUAUCAACCACACUCCUACAUGUGCCUGCAGUGACGGCUUCAUUGGAAAUCCUUUUGUUAGCUGUUCCCCUAUACCUCUGCCAUCACCAUCAAAAAUUUUAUCAAAAGAUCCAUGCACACCGUCCCCAUGCGGUGUAAAUGCUGUUUGCAUGGAAGGUGAAUGCUCUUGCUUAAAGGAAUAUCAAGGUGACCCAUAUGACGAAUGUCGCCCAGAAUGCAUAUUAAAUUCGGAUUGUCCACGGAACAGAACUUGCAUACGUAAUAAAUGUGCAGACCCUUGCCCUGGUACCUGUGCCAUCAACGCCGUAUGCGAAGUUUAUAACCAUAUACCAAUGUGCCAUUGCCCUAAACUCAUGACUGGAAAUGCGUUUUUCAAAUGUCAUGCCAUACAAUUUUCCUUGCCAAAUAAUCCUUGUCAACCUUCGCCAUGUGGUCCCAACAGUCAAUGCAAAUUGGUAAAAGAAAGCGCCGUCUGUUCUUGCCUACCAAAUUUUAUCGGAAACCCCCCAAAUUGCCGACCUGAAUGUACUUCAAAUUCUGAUUGUCCUCCUGAUGAAGCUUGUCAAAAUAUGAAAUGUCGGGAUCCUUGUCCGGGGACUUGUGGAUUUAAUGCGGAUUGCAGCGUUGUCAAACACAUACCAUAUUGCAAGUGUCGCUCCCUCACAACUGGAGAUCCAUUUGUUAGGUGUCACGAGAUAUUGACAGUUAUGAAAGACGCACAUAAUCCUUGCCAACCCUCACCGUGCGGACCUAAUUCGGAGUGCCGCCUUAAAGGAGACACUCCUUCCUGUUCAUGCCUUCCGGAUUACUCAGGAUCACCUCCCCAUUGCCGUCCCGAAUGUGUCUCUAAUUCGGAAUGUGUCCCCACGCAAGCUUGCAUUAAUAAAAAGUGCCGCGAUCCUUGUCCGGGCUUAUGCGGGCAAAAUACAAUGUGUCGCGUUUUUAGUCAUACAACAACGUGUUUGUGUUUGGAAGGCUUUUCAGGAGACCCAUUUGUGUUUUGUAAUCCGCUACCAGAGGAACCUACGGAACUUCUCCAUCCCUGUGACCCAAAUCCUUGCGGUCUAAACGCUAGAUGUGAAGAGCGCUCAGGCGCUGGAUCUUGUCAAUGCAUAGACGGCUAUUCUGGAAAUCCUUAUGAACUCUGCAAGCCAGAAUGCGUUUUAAACACAGAUUGUGCAUCUGAUAAGGCUUGCCAAAAUCAGAAAUGUGCAGAUCCCUGCCCUGGCACAUGCGGAGAUAACUCUGAAUGUCAGGUUAUCAAUCAUUUGCCGUCAUGUAGUUGUUUACCAAAUUACACCGGGGACCCGUAUACAUAUUGCUUUGUUAUAACUAAAGAAUUACGUGAAUACGUAAAUCCCUGUCAACCAUCGCCUUGUGGUCCGAAUUCUCAAUGUAAGGAAGUUAACGGUCAAGCUGUAUGCUCAUGUUUAACCGAUUAUGUUGGUAGUCCGCCUGCAUGCAGGCCAGAGUGCACAUCUAGUUCUGAAUGCAAUGCUAACGGAGCCUGUAUUAAUCGUAAAUGCUCAGAUCCCUGUCCGGGAGUUUGCGGUCAAAACUCCGACUGCCACGUACGAAAUCAUAGCCCCAUUUGUACUUGUAAGAAUGGAUAUACUGGCGACGCUUUCACACGUUGCUUCCAAAUGCCUUCACAACAAAAUGAGCCUUUACGUAUUAAACUGGAUCCAUGUACUCCUUCGCCGUGCGGACCUAAUUCACAAUGCAGAGAUAUCAAUGAUAAUCCCUCGUGUUCUUGCUUACCUGGUUAUCUAGGUAUACCACCACAUUGCCGACCAGAAUGCUCAAUUAAUUCGGAAUGUGGUAGUCAGCUAGCAUGUAUUAAUCAAAAAUGCCGCGAUCCUUGUCCUGGUUCCUGUGGUGUUAACACAUUAUGCCACGUUAGAUCUCAUGUACCCAUAUGCACAUGCCGAAAUGAUUAUACUGGCGAUCCGUUUGCCAUAUGUAAUCCGAUUCAACUGGAAAGUAAGCGUUUUUAUUUGUCGACUCCUAAAAGUCAAAAUCAAAUUAAUUGCAAAUUUUGUGUAGACCCAGUACCCAUCAAAGAUCCUUGUAACCCUUCGCCAUGCGGAGCAAAUGCACAUUGUGCCAAUGGAAAGUGCGUUUGUUUAGCACCCUUUAUUGAUGAUCCUUACUUCGGCUGUCGGCCGGAGUGUAUCCUACACACCGAAUGCUCGCGAAAUCUUGCUUGUAUUAACCACAAAUGUGUUGAUCCUUGCCCUGGAACAUGUGCUUCAAAUGCUAUUUGCGAAGUUAUUAAUCAUAUACCGAAUUGCAGGUGUCCAGAAGGUAUGCAAGGCAAUGCAUUUACCUUUUGUUUACCUGCACCAAGAAUAAAUUUGCCAUCGAAUCCUUGUCAAGGAAAUCCAUGUGGUCCAAAUAGUCAAUGCCGUGAAUUCAACGCCCAGGCUGUGUGCGCUUGCAUAGAAGGCACUAUCGGAAACCCACCACUAUGCAGGCCGGAAUGUACAACAAAUACUGAUUGUCCCUUAAAUGAAGCAUGCUUAAAUCAAAAAUGCCGAGAUCCAUGUCCCGGUGUUUGUGGCCGGAAUGCUCUCUGUCAUGUUAGCAAUCACAACCCUUAUUGUCGCUGCCCAGAAAAAUACACUGGGAAUUCUUUUAUCAGCUGCCAACUUGCGACGGCACCUCCUAUGCCGUUAAUCCAACCUUGCCACCCAUCUCCUUGCGGCCCUUUCUCCGAAUGCCGGGAAAUAGCAAGCACCCCAUCAUGUACUUGUUUACCGGAUUAUAAAGGGACUCCACCGAAUUGCCGACCUGAAUGCUUAACAAGUUCAGAAUGUCCUUCAAAUAAAGCAUGCGUUAACCUGCAAUGUAAAGAUCCUUGCCCGAACUUGUGUGGAUCGUCUGCUAUGUGUCGUGUUAUAUCACAUACACCCAGCUGCUUUUGCCCGGAAGGUUAUGAAGGAGACCCGUUUGUUCACUGCGACAAAAAGCGCUCAGAUCCUCUCUUAGAUAAUAAUGACGCUUGCAAUCCGAGUCCUUGUGGAAUAAAUGCCGUGUGUAAACAAAGGAAAGGAGCUGGCUCCUGUCAGUGUUUACCAGAAUAUUACGGAAACCCUUACGAAGGCUGCCGUCCAGAAUGCUUAUUGGACGCUGAUUGCGCCAGCAACUUAGCUUGUCAGAGUACAAAAUGUCAAGACCCUUGCCCAGGAACAUGUGGCCAGAAUGCCGCUUGUGUAGUUUUAGAUCACAAAGCUACUUGCAUUUGUUUAAACGGUUACAGCGGAGACCCAUAUCGCAUUUGCCAGAUUGAAAAAGAAACAUUAAAAGAAUACCUUAACCCUUGUCAGCCGUCUCCUUGCGGUCCAAAUUCGAACUGUCGCCAAAUAAAUGAACAACCAGUUUGUUCUUGCUUGCCUGAAUAUGUAGGAAGCCCUCCAUUAUGCCGCCCGGAAUGUACGAGGUCUUUGGAAUGUCCUCAUAACAAAGCUUGUAUAAAUCAAAAAUGUUCGAAUCCUUGUCCUGGGACAUGUGGUACAAACGCAAAUUGCAAUGUACGGAAUCAUAGCCCUUUGUGUUCUUGCCGUAGCGGGUUUACAGGCGAUCCCUUUUACAUUUGUCAAGCUAUACCAACUGUUCAACCAGUGCAAGCUAAGAAAACUUCUACCGAUCCUUGCAUACCGUCUCCUUGCGGGCCGUUUUCUCAAUGCAAGCGUGUGGGCGAUUCCCCUUCUUGCUCUUGUUUACCAGGUUAUAUUAACUCUCCCCCAAACUGCAAACCUGAAUGUCUCAUAAAUGCUGAUUGUGUCAAUAAUCAAGCUUGCAUUAAGGAAAAGUGUCGCGACCCAUGCUUAGGAGCUUGCGGCUUAGGGGCCCUUUGUAACGUUAACAAUCACACUCCGAAUUGCGCAUGUCCUUCAGAAUACACUGGUGAUCCAUUCACAUACUGUCAACCAGCCCUCGCAAUGCCAACUACCCUUGAAAAAGACGAUCCCUGUAAUCCUUCCCCUUGCGGGCCAAACACCGCAUGUAACGAGGGCACUUGUAGCUGCUUGCCAGAUUAUCAGGGAGAUCCCUAUGCAGGUUGUCGUCCCGAGUGUAUCAUAAGCGAAGAUUGUCCGCGAGAACUAGCUUGUCUUAAGAAUAAAUGCGGCAAUCCUUGCAUCGGUACUUGCGCUGUUAAUGCCAUCUGUCACGUUUUUAACCAUAUACCCAUAUGCACUUGCCCACAAGGCAUGGCAGGAAAUGCUUUCGUUUUGUGCAAUCAUGUGCCACCGCCGACUAAAAUUAACCCCUGUCAACCAGGUCCUUGCGGGCCCAAUGCACAAUGUCGUGUAGUAAAUUCACAAGCGGUAUGCUCGUGCAUGCCCAAUUAUUUAGGUACUCCACCAUUAUGUCGGCCAGAAUGUACUGGAAACCAAGAAUGUCCCUCAAAUAUGGCUUGUAUGAAUCAGAGAUGUAUAGAUCCUUGCCCAGGAGCAUGCGGACGAAAUACCCAAUGUUCUGUCGUUAACCAUAACCCGUUUUGCAUUUGCUUACCCGGAUUUACAGGCAAUCCAUUUGUUACUUGUGAACGUAAGAUAGAAUCUUCCCCAGCAAGUGAUGUUAAAAAAGACCUCUGUAACCCUUCUCCCUGUGGGUCGAAUUCGAAAUGCCGAGUAAUAGGAGAAACUCCUUCCUGCACUUGUUUAGAUAACUUCAUAGGUUCUCCUCCGAAUUGUCGCCCACAAUGUGUCUCCAACUCUGAAUGUGCUUCUCAUUUCGCCUGUAUUAACCAACAGUGCAAAGAUCCAUGCGUGGAUUUAUGUGGAACUGCAGCCGUAUGUCGUGUAGUCUCUCACACUCCAAUGUGCACCUGUCCAGAAGGGUUUACGGGAGAUCCAUUUGCAAGCUGUAUACCUAGACCUGUAAAAAUUCAGGAAGAGCAUCUCAGCCCUUGUAACCCUUCCCCGUGCGGUUCAAAUUCCGAAUGCUCAGAAAGAAACGGAGCUGGGGCGUGUCAUUGCCUUCCGGGAUAUUUCGGUAAUCCAUAUGAAUCAUGUAGACCGGAGUGCAUCUUAAACUCAGAUUGUCCCAUGACCAAAGCCUGCCAGCAACAGAAGUGCCGCGAUCCUUGUCCUGGCGCAUGUGGAAUAGGUGCGGACUGUAUAGUAAUUAAUCAUCUACCGACCUGUAACUGUCUUCUUGGUUACACGGGAGAUCCUUAUCGCUCGUGCAGUAAGCCAAAAGAACCUGAAAAAACAGACUAUAUUAACCCAUGUCGACCAUCGCCUUGUGGACCUAAUUCUGUGUGCCGCGAAAUUAACUCCCAAGCAGUGUGUUCUUGUUUGUCUGGAUACAUUGGCAUUCCACCUACAUGUCGACCGGAAUGUACAUCAAAUGGGGAAUGUAACUUAGAAAAAGCAUGUGUAAAUCAAAAAUGUUCCGAUCCGUGCUUAGGCGUGUGUGGAGAAAAUGCACGCUGUCAUGUCAAAAAUCACAGUCCUUUAUGUUCGUGUCAUCCUAAUAUGACAGGCGACGCCUUUGUACGAUGUCACUCCUUACCACCUUCGCCACCCAUGAAGUCUGUCGAUAUUAUCAAUGAUCCUUGCUUACCUUCACCAUGCGGUCCAUAUUCUGUUUGCCAAAAUCAAAAUAAUAUGGCUUCGUGUUCAUGCCAAAUAAACUAUUUUGGUAGUCCUCCAAAUUGUCGACCAGAGUGUACUAUUAAUGCCGAUUGUCCGCUCAGUCAAGCAUGUAUUAACGAGAAAUGUCAAAAUGCUUGCUCCGGAGCUUGUGGCCUUAAUGCGGAAUGCAAUGUUAUUAGUCACAUACCAAAUUGCAAAUGUCAAGAAGGUUAUAUUGGGGAUGCUUUUCUAUCGUGUCAGCUUGCCCCAGCACCGAAACUUGAUGAGCCAAAAGAUCCUUGCCAAUCUAAUCCGUGUGGUACCAACGCUGUAUGUAGUCGCGAAGGUGUAUGCUCAUGCUUGGCCGACUACCAGGGAGAUCCGUAUACAGCCUGCAUGCCUGAAUGCGUACUGAAUUCAGAAUGCUCUAAAGAUCAGGCUUGUGUAAGCCAAAAAUGUCGCGACCCUUGCCCAGGCACUUGUGGUGCAAAUGCCAUCUGUGAAGUCUUUAAUCAUAUACCAAUGUGCCAUUGCCCACAACACAUGAGCGGUAAUGCAUUUGUUAGCUGUGUACCAAUGCAAACUGAAUUGUAUAGCAAUCCGUGCCUGCCAACUCCUUGUGGUCCUAAUUCCCAAUGUCGUGAAAUUAAUUCGCAAGCUAUCUGUAGCUGCUUACCUAAUUAUUUAGGUAGUCCACCCAAUUGUAGACCUGAAUGUGCUUCAAAUACAGAAUGUACUGCAGAUCGCGCUUGUCAGAAUCAAAAAUGUGUCGAUCUAUGUCCAGGAACUUGUGGCCGUUUUGCUAAAUGUACAGUAAUCAACCAUAGUCCCUUCUGCACCUGUAUAGCAGGAUACACGGGCAAUCCAUUCAGACAAUGUCAACGUAUUAUUAAACCAAUACUAGACUUGGAGCCAUCAAACCCUUGUUCGCCUUCACCUUGCGGUCCUAACAGUAUAUGCAAGCCGUUAGCUGGUACGCCCUCAUGUGCUUGCCUUGAUCAGUUUAUAGGUCAACCACCAAAUUGUCGUCCAGAAUGUGUAACCAAUUCUGAGUGUAAAUCUACCGAAAUAUGUUCUGAUCAAAAAUGCUUAAAUCCUUGUCUUAACCUAUGCGGUGAAAAUUCUCUGUGUCGCGUUGUAAGCCAUACUCCGAUGUGUUACUGUGAGCCAGAUUACACUGGUGAUCCUUUUUCCGUUUGCUCACCUACACACACAGAACAUAUGGAAAUCACCAAUCCUUGCAAUCCCAAUCCCUGUGGGCCAAACGCAGAAUGUCGCCAACAAAAUGGCGUGGGAUCUUGUCAAUGUAUGCCUGAAUAUUUUGGCAACCCCUAUGAGGGAUGCAGACCAGAAUGCUUAAUUAAUUCUGACUGCCCAUCAAGUAAAGCUUGCAUUAGCGAAAAGUGCCGCGAUCCAUGUCCUGGCACUUGCGGUGAGAAUGCCGAAUGCUUCGUUCAAAACCAUUUACCUACUUGCAAUUGCUUAGACCGUUAUGUUGGUAAUCCAUACCAUCUUUGUACUAAAGCAGAAAAACCUGUUACAAAGGAAUACGUGAAUCCCUGUGACCCCUCUCCUUGUGGUCCCAAUAGUCAGUGCCACGUAGUUAAUGAACAAGCCGCUUGUUCUUGCUUAGCUGAGUUUGUUGGAGCUCCCCCAGUAUGUCGACCAGAGUGUGCGAUAAGUUCAGAAUGUUCAUUUGACAAAGCAUGUGUAAAGCAGAAUUGUGUUGAUCCUUGUCCAGGAGUGUGUGGUCACAAUGCCAUAUGUCGAGUUCGCAACCACGCUCCCACAUGUUCGUGUGAAGAUGGCUUAACGGGAGAUCCAUUCACUCACUGCUAUCACAUGCCUCCAUCUCCUCCCUCUACGGCACCGGAACCCUUGCGCGAUCCUUGCAUUCCUUCACCUUGUGGGCCCAAUUCCCAGUGUCAUAACGCUUACGGUCAAGCGGCGUGUACUUGUUUACCUCAAUAUUUGGGAGCGCCACCAAACUGUCGGCCAGAAUGUUCAACAAGCUCCGAAUGUCCGUUAAACAUGGCUUGUUUGAAUACGCAUUGCGUCGACCCUUGUCCUGGAUCCUGCGCUUAUAACGCAUUAUGCACUGUUCAUAGUCAUAUACCAAGUUGCAGUUGCCCUGAAGACUACACAGGUGACCCGUUCGCAAACUGUCAAAUUGUUCACAAACACAAACUUAUUUUAAAUAACGAUCCUUGCAAACCCUCACCUUGCGGACCAAACGCUGUAUGUAAAAAUGGUCAAUGUUCCUGUCUUCCUGAAUAUAGCGGAGACCCUUACAUAAUCUGCCGACCAGAGUGUGUUUUAAAUACGGAAUGCCCUGUAAACAAAGCCUGUAUAAAAAACAAAUGCAAGGAUCCUUGUCUUAAUAUCUGUGGACAUAAUGCUCGAUGCGAAGUUUUCAACCACAUACCCAUCUGUAGUUGUCCAGAAAAACUGACGGGCAAUGCUUUUGUCCAAUGUAAUCAAAUACCAAUUUCUCCAAUAAGCAAUCCUUGUCAACCUUCACCGUGUGGUCCUAAUAGCAGGUGUAAAAUAUACCAAAACAAUGCCGUAUGUUCUUGCAUUGAAAACUUUCUCGGAAAUCCUCCUUCAUGUCGCCCUGAAUGUUCCAUCAAUUCCGAUUGUACUCCGCAGAGAGCAUGUCAGAAUCACAAAUGUAUCGAUCCCUGCCCAGGUACCUGCGGGUUAAACUCUCUUUGUAAUGUAGUUAACCAUUCUCCGAUAUGUGCAUGUUCUGAGAGUUUCACGGGAAAUCCGUUUGUCAGCUGCCAACCGAUGCCUAAGCUUCCAAUUAAAGAAACGGAUAAGUCCCAUCCUUGUUUGCCAAGCCCAUGUGGACCCAACUCAGAAUGCCGAGUUGUUGGAAAUUCGCCUUCCUGCUCUUGUUUACUUAAUUUCGUAGGCGCGCCCCCAAACUGUCGCCCAGAAUGCGUAGUAAAUUCUGAGUGUCCUUUGAACCGUGUUUGUCUUAAUCAAAAAUGUGCCAAUCCAUGUCCCGGUGUGUGUGGACGGAAUACCCGAUGUAAUGUUGUAUCUCACGCGUCAGUAUGUACGUGUACAGCCGGAUUUAUCGGAGAUCCUUUCACUGGUUGCACAUUACUAUCCAUGCCUUUGAAGGAUAUUGUCUCGCCCUGCGAACCCAAUCCAUGUGGCGCAAAUGCCAUAUGUCGUCAAGUGAACAAUGCGGGAUCCUGUCAAUGUUUGUCUGAAUAUUUUGGCAAUCCCUAUGAAGGUUGCAGGCCCGAAUGCGUUUCCAAUGAAGAUUGUCCUUCAAACAAGGCUUGUUUAAAACGAAAAUGCCGCGAUCCUUGCCCUGGAGUCUGCGGAUUAAAUGCAGUCUGCGUUGUUAUCAGUCACUUACCAACAUGUGAAUGUUUAUCAGAAUUUAUUGGUGAUCCAUAUCAAAACUGCCAACGACCUGAAAAACCUAUUACAAAAGAGAUAAUAAACCUUUGUCAACCAUCACCCUGCGGUCCCAAUUCACAAUGUCGCGAGGUUAACAAACAAACAGUUUGCUCUUGCCUCCCAUCUUAUAAAGGAGUACCGCCUACUUGUAGACCAGCAUGUACUAUCAAUUCAGAAUGUGCUCAAGAUAAGGCCUGUGUUAAUCAGAAAUGUGUUGAUCCCUGUCCUAACUCGUGUGGAGCAAAUGCUGAGUGUGAAACUCGUAACCAUUCUCCCAUAUGCAGCUGUCGCUUAGGAUACACUGGUGAUGCUUUCAUCCGUUGCUCUCCUAUUCUACUGACAUCAGCACCUCCAGACCACAGCAUUUCUUCAAAUCCUUGUGUUCCAUCACCAUGUGGACAGUUUUCUGAAUGUCGCGAUAUCGGUAGCAGCGCCAUUUGCAGCUGUUUACUUAACUAUGAAGGAUCGCCCCCAAAUUGUCGUCCGGAAUGCACCAUCAAUUCGGAUUGCCUUAGCUCAAAUGCUUGUAUUAAUCAAAAGUGUAGAGAUCCCUGCCCCGGAGCUUGCGGUCUGAACGCUGAAUGUUACGUUAUUAACCAUAUGCCGAUUUGCCAAUGUCGCAAAGGAUUGGUUGGAGACCCUUUUGUGAAUUGCAAUCAGCCGUUGCCUACUUCCACACCACCAUACUUAGAUGACCCCUGCCACUAUUGUGGAGCAAAUGCGGUUUGCCGUGAUGGUCAAUGUUUCUGUUUAUCAAACUACCAAGGUAAUCCAAAAGUAGGGUGUCGUCCACAAUGUGUUCUGAGCACUGAAUGUCCACUUGACAAAGCCUGUAUACAACAAAAGUGUCAAAAUCCUUGUCAAGGACUAUGUGCUUCAAAUGCAAUUUGUGAAGUUCAUAAUCACGUGGCUAUGUGUCAUUGCCCGGAUAAAAUGUCUGGGAACGCCUUUGCUUUAUGCCUUCCUGUCCCACCAAUUAAAUUUACGCAGCCAUGUCGCCCAUCUCCUUGCGGUGCCAACGCUCAAUGUCGAGUCAUAAAUAAACAGGCUGUGUGCUCCUGUCUAGCCAACUAUUUUGGAACCCCGCCAAAUUGUCAACCUGAAUGUACAACAAACAGCGAGUGUACGUUAGAUAAAGCCUGCUUACAGCAAAAAUGCCAGGAUCCCUGCCCAGGCGCUUGCGGGUUCAACAGCGAAUGCUUCGUACAUAACCAUAGCCCAAUUUGCCGUUGCAUGUCUGGCUACAGCGGCAAUCCAUUUAUUGAUUGCCAAUCAAUUAAAAUUUUACCACUAUUGUCAAAUAAAGAGAAAGAUCCCUGCCAACCAUCACCCUGUGGAGCAAAUUCUGAAUGCCGUGCUAACGGAGAAAAUCCUUCCUGUAGUUGCUUAAAAGAAUUUAUAGGAAUCCCACCAAAUUGUAGACCAGAAUGCGUUAGUAAUGCCGACUGUUCUUCAUCAACAGCUUGUAUUAAACAAAAGUGUGUCAAUCCUUGCUCUGGAGUUUGCGGCUCAAAUUCGCAGUGUCACGUUGUAAAUCAUACUCCCAUGUGCUACUGCGAUACAGGAUUUACAGGCGAUCCAUUUACCAACUGCAUUAAAGUAGUUAACUAUCCUCCAGAAGAUAUAAGGCCAUGCGAUCCCAACCCUUGCGGUCCCAAUACCGAAUGCUUUGAACGUGAUGGAGCAGGAGCUUGUUCAUGUUUACCAGAAUUUUUUGGCAAUCCUUAUGAAGGUUGCCGCCCUGAAUGUGUAUUAAACUCAGACUGCCCUACAGAAUUUGCUUGCAUACAAAAUAAAUGCAGGGAUCCCUGUCCUGGUACAUGUGGUAUCAACGCCGAAUGCUAUGUAAGAAAUCAUCUUCCAACAUGUAAUUGCUUACCAGCUUUUUCUGGAGAUCCAUACAGCUAUUGUGUGAAGCAAUCUGAAACAAUUUACGAAAUUCGAAAUCCCUGCCAACCGUCCCCUUGCGGAUCUAAUUCCGAAUGCCGCGAGGUUGAAAACCAAGCUGUUUGUUCUUGCUUGCCUUCCUAUAUAGGCUUUCCACCCGCUUGUCGUCCAGAAUGCACUUUAUCCUCUGAGUGUGAUCUCAGUAAAGCUUGUAUUUAUCAAAAAUGUAUAGACCCAUGCAACGGAAUAUGCGGGUUGAACGCUGAAUGUCGCGUCCACAAUCAUAGCCCGGUUUGCUCUUGCCGACCUGGUUAUACUGGGGACUCUUUUGUACGAUGCUUCCGCCAACCUUUGGAGCCUCAAAUUCCUGCUAAUGAUGACUACCGAGAUCCUUGUCUUCCUUCCCCAUGUGGUGCGAAAGCGCAAUGUCAAGUCAAAAACCAACAAGCCUCUUGCGUUUGUCUUCAGGGUUACAUUGGUUCUCCUCCAAAUUGCCGCCCAGAAUGUACUAUCAAUGCUGAGUGCCCUUCCAACUUAUCUUGUAUAAAUGAAAAAUGUCGAGAUCCAUGCCCCGGGUCCUGCGGACACUUAGCUUUAUGCUUCGUGAACUUGCACAUUCCCAUUUGUACCUGCCCUGAGAGAUAUACCGGAGAUCCAUUUAAAAGUUGUCAAGAGGAGCUAACUAAAGAGCAAAUCCCUCUGAGAGACUCUUGCAACCCUUCCCCUUGCGGUGCCAAUGCCCUUUGCGAAAAUGGUCAGUGCACAUGUGUAACCGAAUAUAAAGGGAACCCUUAUAUAGGCUGCCGACCGGAAUGUGUUCUUAACGUGGAAUGUGGCCGCGAUAAAGCUUGUAUUGAGAAUAAAUGUAUAAAUCCGUGCCCUGGCACGUGCGGCAAAAACGCAAUAUGUGAAGUAAACAACCAUAUUCCGAUUUGCCGCUGCCCCGAGGGAACGUCAGGCAAUGCUUUUAUACAAUGUCAAACCAUAAAAACGGAGAAGGCGUCAGAAAAUCCAUGCCAUCCUACGCCGUGUGGACCUAAUUCACAGUGCCGUGUAUAUAAUAAGCAAGCCGUUUGUUCUUGUCUAUUUAAUUACAUAGGGAUACCGCCUGGUUGUCGCCCAGAAUGCACUAUUAAUUCUGACUGCCCCCGUCAUCUUUCUUGCAUCAAUCAAAAAUGUAUUAACCCAUGUUUAGGCGCUUGUGGUAUUAAAACUGAAUGCCAAGUGGUAAAUCAUGUACCGUUCUGCAAAUGCAUGCCCGGCUAUACCGGUAACGCAUUUAUAAUGUGCCAGAUCUUGCCUCUUCUAAAGUCUAAUGAAGUUGUUAAUCCCUGUGCACCUUCACCAUGUGGCCCUAAUUCGCAGUGCACCAAAGUGCAAAACUCCGCUUCCUGUGCUUGCUUGCCUAAUUACAAAGGAGCCCCACCUAAUUGCAGACCAGAAUGUUUAAUAUCUUCAGAAUGCGCGGAAAACUUGGCAUGUAUUAACAAUAACUGCCGAGAUCCUUGCCAGAAUUUAUGUGGCGAAAACGCAACUUGCCAGGUCGUAAGCCACGCACCUUCGUGCACUUGCUUGAAAGGAUCCUUGGGUGAUCCUUACAUACAAUGCCUACCCUCAUCGAAAAUUACGCAAGAGCAAAUUAAUCCGUGUUCUCCAUCGCCUUGCGGCAAUAAUGCAGAAUGUCGGCAAAAGGAUGGGGCAGGGUCAUGUACGUGCCUACCUGACUUUUAUGGAAACCCGUACGAAGGUUGUCGCCCCGAGUGUGUUCUUAAUUCCGACUGCCCUCCGAAUCGAGCCUGCCAAAACCAAAAGUGCCUUAAUCCCUGCCCUGGAGUUUGUGGUCAAAAUGCUCAAUGUGACGUGAUCAAUCACUUACCCAUGUGCAGUUGCUUCAAUGGAUACGGUGGAGAUCCAUAUAAUUAUUGCAAUGUUUUCCAAGAUUCGCAAACCCCCGUUUAUUUGAAUCCUUGUGAUCCAACACCUUGUGGGCCAAAUGGCCAAUGCCGAGAAAUUAACGGUGAAGCUGUGUGCUCUUGUUUGCCUGAGUAUAUUGGCCUGCCGCCUGCUUGCAGACCUGAAUGCGUAAUCAGCUCAGAGUGCUCUUCUUCCAAGGCGUGCAUUAAUCGAAAGUGCCGGGAUCCCUGCCCAGGGUCCUGCGGCAUUAACGCUGAAUGCUAUGUACGUAACCAUAGCCCCUUGUGUUCUUGCAAGUCUGGUCAUACCGGAGAUGCUUUAAUCGGAUGUCAACCUUCGCCGAAACGUAAAGACGACCCAAAUCCCAAAAACCCAUGCAUCCCCUCACCGUGUGGUCCGUAUUCACAAUGCAGAAUAGUAAAUGAUGAUGCUUCUUGUAGUUGCUUAUUACAAUACGUAGGAAUUCCUCCAAAUUGUCGGCCUGAAUGUACCAUUAAUGCAGAAUGCCCCAGCAACACGGCAUGUAUAAAGGAACAGUGUAAGGAUCCAUGCCCAGGCUCCUGCGGUUUUAACGCUUUGUGUAAUGUUAUUAAUCAUACACCAAGUUGCUCCUGCCGAACUAGUUACACUGGAGAUCCCUUUACUUCUUGCCACCUGUUGCCUUCACCUCCUCAAUUCACAAAACUUCAUGAGACUGUCGAUCCAUGUAAUCCUUCACCGUGUGGAGCCAAUACAAUCUGUCAAAAAGGACACUGUUCAUGUCUAGCAGAUUAUCAUGGAGAUCCUUUCGUUGGAUGUCGGCCUGAAUGUCUUCUAAAUUCUGAUUGUGCUCACAAUCAAGCGUGCGUACGCAAGAAAUGUGUAGAUCCUUGCACAGGAACAUGCGGCCAAAAUGCCUUGUGUUCCGUGCACAAUCAUAUAGCUAUGUGUCGUUGCCCUGAUAGAAUGACAGGCAAUGCUUUUGUAUUCUGCGAUCAUACACCCGAAAUUAUACCUAAAAUGGCUUGCCAGCCUUCACCUUGUGGCCCUAAUUCACAAUGCACCGAGCGUAAUAACAGCGUUGUCUGCUUCUGCAUCACUGGCUAUAUAGGACAUCCUCCGAAUUGCCGUUUGGAAUGUUAUGCAAGCUCAGAUUGUUUACCCACACAAGCUUGUGUCAACAAUAAAUGUAUAGAUCCCUGUCCAGGAAAAUGUGGUAUUAACGCCGAAUGCCAAAUCGUACAACACAGUGCACAUUGUGAAUGUUUGCGGGGAUAUGAAGGCAAUCCCUAUUCCGCUUGUACUAGAAUAGAAUUACGUCCCCAAACACCAGCUAAGAACACAGACCCCUGCCGUCCCUCACCAUGUGGUGCCAAUUCCCUUUGUCUUAAUAUCAAUGGUCAAGCUCAGUGUUCUUGCUUAGCUGAAUACCACGGUGUGCCACCACACUGCAGACCUGAAUGUUCCAGCAAUGAUGACUGCCAUAAUAAUUUAGCAUGCAUCAAACAAAAAUGUCAAGAUCCUUGUUUAGGUUCCUGCGGUUUCAAUGCUAACUGCAUAGUAACUCUUCACAUACCAAACUGUCAUUGUCCUUCAGAAAUGACUGGAGACCCGUUUAGUAGUUGCUACGAACGCCGACCGAUUGCUCCCCCUCAACGUGAAGAACCUAAAAAUCCUUGUCGUCCUCCUCCUUGUGGCAGUAACGCUGACUGCCAAGUGCGUGGUAGCAGUUACAUUUGCGAGUGCAUUAAAGAUUAUUCCGGCAAUCCAUACGAAGGUUGCCGCCCUGAGUGCGUGGGCAACUCCGAAUGCCCAGCAAAUCGAGCAUGUAUACAAAAUAAAUGCGCUGAUCCUUGCCCAGGAACUUGUGGGAUUGAGGCUGUUUGUUCAAUUAAUAAUCAUAUACCUAUAUGCUCUUGUCCGGAAGGACUUACCGGUAAUGCUUUCGUACAGUGUUCUCCUACUAUUAUUCCGGAAACUACAUUUGACAAAGCGGAUCCCUGCUACCCAACACCUUGCGGUCAAAACACCAUUUGUAAAGUUCAGCGGGAUCAAGGAAUAUGUGAAUGCUUACCUGGUUUCUUCGGCAAUCCAUACGGUCAUCAAUGUCUUCCUGAAUGUACAUUAAGCUCGGAUUGUGCAAAAGAUAAAGCUUGCGUGAAUUCCAAAUGCAUGGAUCCUUGCCCAGGCAUUUGCGGCUACGGGGCUCUUUGUCGCACAGUUAAUCACAACCCUAUAUGCAGUUGUUCUUCAUCCAUGGUAGGCAAUCCCUUCAUUGAGUGUCAUCCAGCACCCAAGCAACAAGAGGCAUUCAAUCCCUGUGAUCCUUCACCGUGCCGAAUAAAAGGCAUUUGCCGCGCAGUCAACGAUAUUGCUACAUGCAUUUAUCCAGAAUGUGUAACCAACGAGGAUUGUUCACGCGAUCGAACUUGUAUUAAUCAAAAGUGUCGUGACCCUUGUAUUAAUUCUUGCGGUCUCAAUUCUAUAUGUAAUGCCGUCAACCAUAAAGCCGUUUGUAUAUGUCCACCCGGAUUCUAUGGUUCACCCUACAGCCAGUGUUUGCAACAAGUGGAUGUUAUGCCAGUUUCAAAACCAGAAUGCUUUUCAGAUAGCGACUGUACAAACGAUAAAGCAUGUGUUAAUGGAGGAUGCAAAAACCCAUGCGAAUUGGGUCGCGUUUGUGGUCUAAAUUCAAGAUGUCAUGUACAAUUUCACAGACCACUUUGCGUGUGCAACGAAGGCUAUACAGGCAACGCCUUAAACAAUUGCCACUUAAUUGGCUGUCAGUCAAAUAAAGAAUGCUCUCCAACGGAGGCUUGCAUAAACAACGAAUGUACUAGUCCAUGUCUCUAUACACAAUGUGGAGCCAAUGCCGAAUGCCGCACAGACUAUAGUCAUAAAGCGCGUUGUCAUUGCUUAGAUGGAUAUAAUGGCAAUCCAUUAGAACGUUGUAUACGUCCGGAAUGCAAUCACGAUGAGGAAUGCGCAUUUAAUUUAGCUUGUCGCAAUGAGCGAUGCGAAGAUCCUUGCAACUGUGGAAUCAAUGCUCAAUGUCGUGUUAAUAGCCAUCGAGCACAAUGUCGCUGUCCACCCGGUUACGUAGGUGAUCCCCUAAUAAUAUGUAAAAUUGAAGAAAUCAAAGUUGCACCACAGUGUAGCUCAGAUGCUGAGUGUAGUAGUAAAUUGGCUUGCUUUAGUGGCCUAUGUAAAAACCCAUGCUUAAUUACUAAACCAUGCGGAAACAAUGCUGUUUGCUCAGUUGUAGACACUUUGCCACUACGGACAAUGAUGUGUGAAUGUGAACAUGGUUACGUAGGUGAUGCGGACGUUGGGUGCCGAAAAGAACCUGUUCAUGAUCAUGGCUGUCAAACGGCUGAAGAUUGCGGACUCAGCGAAACUUGCCGUAAAGGCAAUUGUAUAAAUCCUUGCGUCAAUUCUUCACCAUGCGCACGAACAGCCGAAUGUUUCGUACAAAAUCAUCGGGCUGUAUGUACAUGCCCACAAGAUACUCAGGGCGAUCCUUUUGUUAGCUGCUACCAACCACCUCAAAUCACAACUGGCUGCAGUCAUGACUCUGAAUGCGCUCCUACUGCUGCUUGCAUUAAUAAACAAUGCCAAAAUCCUUGUGCCGAAGGUAACCCUUGUGCUAACAAUGCGGAGUGUAGAGUGCACUCCAACAGACCAAUUUGUUCUUGUCCAACCGGUUGGGGUGGCAAUCCGCAAGUACAAUGUUUUAAAUCUGAAUGCAAAAUAAAUGGUGAUUGUCCUUAUGAUAAUGCCUGCGUCAAUGAGCAUUGUGUUAAUCCUUGUACACAUGGAAGUAUUCGUUGCGGCACCAACGCCUUGUGUGAGCCCCAAAACCAUCAGGCAGUUUGUAUAUGCCCGGCCGGUACUCAAGGGAAUGCUUUCGUGUCCUGCAUCACUGGUCAUUGCCAAUACAACGAAGAUUGUGCCGAUUACGAGGCCUGUGAUCGCCUUAACCGCGUUUGCAGACCAGUUUGUGACGAUGACACUUGUGCCAUAAAUGCCUUAUGUUUAGCUAGACACCACCAACCUCAAUGCCAAUGUAAAGUCGGGCUAACUGGUAAUCCUUAUGAAGAAUGUUUGCAACCAAACCAGCCAUUACCUAAAAAGCCACUACCUGAAUGCUCACAAGAUGCCGAUUGUUCUCCGCAGUUAGCUUGUAUUAACCAACGUUGCUCUAAUCCAUGCACAUUAUCCCACGUGUGCCCACCACAGCAAUCAUGCGUCGUACUCGACACACUGCCCUUACGUACCAUGAUUUGCAAAUGUCCACCGGAUACCAUAAGUGAUACUACAGGGAAUUGCGUACCCAUUCGAUAUGACACCAUCACUGGAUGUCAAAGCAAUACCGAAUGCGCCAAUUCAGAAGUUUGUCAGCAAGGUUCUUGCAUAGAUGCUUGUCGAUUGGAACAUUGUGGUCUAAAUGCACAAUGCCAUUCAAAAGAUCAUUACGCGGAAUGUUUAUGUGCUAAAGGUUAUCAAGGCAAUCCUCGAAUAGAAUGUAGACCUGUUGAGUAUGAGGAACCAAAAGUAUCAACAGCCGAAUGCAUCGAUGACGAUGAUUGUCUUAAUGAGAAAAUCUGCCUCAACAAACAAUGUCUUAAUCCAUGUUUAGGUGACGUCUGCGGGAGCGGGGCCUAUUGUUAUGUAGAGCAAAGAGUAGCCAAAUGUCGCUGUCCUCCGGGUUACAACGGCGAUCCAAAGUUGAGCUGUACACCACCUCCAGAUGUAUCUGUACUAGAAUGUAAUUCUAAUAGCGAUUGCCAAUCGACGGAGUCUUGCGUUAAUGAACGAUGCGUUAAUCCUUGUAAUUGUGGUUUCAAUGCUGAAUGCAAAGUUCACCGUCAUCAUCCAGCCUGUUAUUGCAAGCGUGGUUUUUCAGGAAAUCCCCAACACGAAUGUAUUCAGAUUGGUUGUCAAUCAGAUAAUGAUUGUCCAUUAGAUAAGAUAUGUAUCAACCGCGAAUGUGUUGAUCCCUGUCUAAUUAACGAUAUUUGCGGCGCUAACGCGGAAUGUUAUGGUCGUAAUCACGUUUCAGCUUGCCGUUGUCCUAAUGGUCUAGAAGGAGGUCCGUUUGAACGUUGCAUUCAUAUGCAGUGUACUUCAGACAAUGACUGCUCUUUCAAUGAAGCUUGCAUUCGAAACGUGUGCAUUGAUCCCUGCAAAGACGUUGAAAAUCCUUGUGCACACAAUGCCUUAUGCCAAGCUAUGCAACAUCGUGCUGUUUGUCGCUGUCCUGAAGAAUUGCCUUUAGGAAAUCCUUAUAGCUUCUGUGAGCGUCUGCCAAUCAGCCCGUUGUGCCGGAGUGACAGCGAUUGCUCCAGUGGCUUAGCUUGCAUUAACACUAAAUGUGGAAAUCCAUGUACCGAACUCUUACCUUGUCAUAGUUCUGCUCAUUGCAAUGUUCUGGACAGCGUACCCGUUCGGACUAUGGUUUGUGAAUGUGCGACUUCUUAUGUACCGGACAACAGGGGUGAAUGCAGGCAAUUGCCAUUGCUAAGUCCAAUAGGUUGUACCACUAAUUCUGACUGUACUGAUCAGGAGGUAUGUAUUAAUAGACAGUGCCGCGAUCCAUGUAACUGCGGCGAAAACACCAUUUGCCAAGUGCAAAAUCAUCGAGCUACUUGUUCUUGUCAAGAUGGCUUCGGUGGCAAUCCUUAUACGUCGUGUCACUCAAUUGGAUGUCGUUAUGAUAUUCAAUGCGGUUCCGAAAGAGCGUGCGUUAAUAGCAUAUGCAUAAAUCCUUGCUUAAUCCAUGAUAUCUGUGGUACUAACGCUGAAUGUUACGUUCAAUCGAACCGAGCCAUGUGUCGUUGCAAGAGCGGUUUCCGUGGUGAUCCUUACCAAUUAUGUAAGGUCAUUGGCUGCCAAACUAACAGUGAUUGUUCGUCAGAUAAAAUCUGUCAACAAGAACGAUGCAUUAAUCCGUGCAUAUAUGAAAAUAUUUGUUCACCGAGAGCAGAAUGCAAGCCUCAAAACCAUAUGGCUGUUUGCCGCUGUUUACCGACGUUCGUAGGAAAUCCUUACAUAGAUUGCAGACCAGAACCUGAGCCCACCUGUAAAGCAGACACCGAUUGUCCAGCCCGUUUAGCAUGCAUAAAUGACGAAUGUGUUGAUCCUUGUUUGACUUUGGAGCCAUGCAACAGACCAGCUGAAUGCGAAGUUACGCCGACUGCGCCAGUCCGGACUAUGAUUUGUAUAUGCCCUGAUGGGUAUGUCAGCAGCGGCAGUGGCACAUGCAAACCCACAAAGACUGUCAGCGAAGUGGGUGGGUGUAUAGCAGACACAGAUUGUUCAACUGACAGAUCAUGCGUUAACGGCGUGUGCCGCAAUCCCUGCAAUUGCGGACUAAACUCUGAAUGUCGUAUCAAAGAUCAUAAACCAGUCUGCACUUGUCGGCAAGGUUUUGAAGGAAAUCCAGAAUUUGAAUGCUCCAAAGUGGAAUGUUCUAUAAAUUCAGAUUGCCCAAGUACCCAUGCUUGUCGUAAUCAACAAUGCAUUCCAGCUUGUCAAAGACAACAAUGCGGAAUCAAUGCCAAAUGUUUACCAGUUGAUCAUAAAGCUAUCUGCGAGUGCAUAUCUGGUUUCCGAGGUAAUGCACGCAUAUCAUGUUCCCAAGUGGGAUGUCGAACAGAUAUCGAUUGUCCUUCAGAUAGAGCGUGUAUCAACGAAAAAUGCGAAAAUCCCUGUGAAACUACAGCUUCCUGUGCUAUAGACGAAAUAUGCAAAGUUUAUCAACAUCGUCCGCAGUGCGCAUGCCCACCAAACACAUCAGCAACACGAAAUGGUUGUGAGCCGCUAAGAGACUUCCCAUUAUGCCAUUACGACGGUGAUUGUCCCACUCAAAUGGCUUGUAUAAGAAGUGAAUGCAUUGAUCCUUGCAACGCUACAAAACCAUGUGGGGUUAAUGCUAAAUGUCGAGUGCUUGAUACACUGCCGGUUCGUACUAUGAUUUGCGAGUGUUUAGAGGGUUACACCGGCAAUGCUGCAGUUCAAUGUGACAAGAGAUCGUUGUGCUUCAUUGAAAAAGGCUUUGUGAGAGACACAGAUGGUCAAUGUGUGUGCCCUCCAGGAACGGCUUUAGACAUUUAUGAAUAUUGUACACCCUGUUUGGUGGAACAAGGCUUUAAAAUAGAUGAAACAGGUCAUUGCAUUUGUGCAUUGGAAAGAGGUUUCGUUAUAGAUGAACGCGGUCGCUGCAUAUGUCCAACUGAUUACGGAUACACAUUAACAAACAAUGGCGAUUGCAUACCGCAAGACAAGCCCGAAUGCCAGACCAACGAUGAUUGCGCCGAUAACCGUUAUUGCAACUUAGACACACGAACGUGCAAAGAUCCUUGCUUAUCGAAAACGUGUGGUGUGAACGCUUUUUGUAAUGCGAUUAAUCAUCGAGCCCAGUGCCAAUGCAUAGCUGGAUAUACUGGCAACGCAGACACAAUUUGCAAUCAUACAAACUUUCGAACAGAUUUCCCUAGGCCCGAUAUGGUGGUUAGUUGUUUGGCUGAUGGUGUACAGGUUGAAAUACACAUAACUGAACCAGGAUUCAACGGUGUUUUAUACGUGAAAGGCCACAGCAAAGAUGAAGAAUGCAGGCGUGUUGUUAAUCUGGCUGGAGAAACCGUACCACGUACAGAAAUUUUCCGUGUUCACUUUGGUAGCUGCGGUAUGCAAGCGGUUAAGGACGUAGCCAGCUUUGUUUUAGUCAUACAGAAACAUCCAAAGUUAGUGACUUACAAAGCGCAGGCGUAUAAUAUUAAAUGCGUGUAUCAAACGGGCGAAAAGAAUGUAACACUUGGAUUUAAUGUGUCAAUGUUGACAACGGCAGGGACUAUAGCGAACACGGGACCGCCACCCAUUUGUCAAAUGCGUAUAAUUACACAUGAUGGCGAAGAAAUUAACUCCGCUGAGAUAGGCGAUAAUCUCAAAUUGCAAGUUGAUGUGGAACCAGCGACUAUAUAUGGAGGAUUUGCUCGUUCCUGCAUAGCCAAAACAAUGGAGGAUAACAUAGAAAACGAAUAUAUAGUAACAGACGAAAACGGCUGCGCGACAGACCCGUCAAUAUUUGGCGAAUGGGAAUACAAUCCGGAUACGAACAGCUUACUAGCAAAUUUCAAUGCUUUUAAAUUCCCCUCGAGCGAUAACAUACGCUUUCAAUGCAAUAUACGUGUUUGCUUUGGCAAAUGUCAACCGGUCAAUUGCAGAGAUUACAACGCUUUCGGUAGACGAAGGCGACGUGCCAUUGCUGACAAUUCAACGGAUGAUGCCACAGCCAUUGCGACUAAUACUGGUAUUGAGGGGCAAUUGCGUGAAGAAAUCACUAUAUCAUCGAAUGCAAUUUUAACAUUUGAAAAAAGAACAACCACGAGUACGAACGACUCAAACAUUAAACCGUCCGCUCAGCGGGUAGAAGAUAUUUGCGUCUCUAUGGUGGGUUUGAUUAUAGCUUUAGUCAUAACUGCUCUGUUGGCUUUAGUAGCCGUAGCAGUCGCUGUCUCUUGCUGGUUAAUGGCGUACAGACGACGUCCUAAAACUUUAGCGCCAUUACCGCAUCCACCGGAAUUCCCAAAUCCACUAUUUACCAAUCCAGAAGCUGUGCCAGAACCAACACCCGAUUACUUAUCGUAAGAGUUAAGAACAAUAAAUACAAUGAAAGUGAAACUAAUCUAAAUUAAUAAAAAAGCUAGAAUUUUUAAAAUUAGUCCGAAAUGAACA
Molecule: messenger RNA, 48822 nt
Organism: Glossina fuscipes
Lineage: Eukaryota; Metazoa; Arthropoda; Insecta; Diptera; Glossinidae
Gene: dpy
Exons: 75
Coding region: 655-48735 (16026 amino acids)
Cellular component (GO): nucleus
Molecular function (GO): calcium ion binding; zinc ion binding
Source: RefSeq, a predicted model, not a curated record